UAUUAUCUGAAAUAUAACGCGCACCUUUAAGCGGUUCCCUUGGUAUCUUGUCACUAUUUGUAGCUUUUGCUCUCAAAGACAUGAUUGAAACUUGCGCUCAGUUUUAACCCCAUUCAUAUCAGUAGCUAUAUUCGCUAUUGAGCUAUCGUUUACAAGGAUCGAGGCUGCUAACCUACCUUGCAUCAUAAACAGAAGUAAGUGUCAUCUAUUAUUGUCUACAAUACUUCGGAAAUUACACUUUCCUUACCCAAAUAUUAAAUCUACCUUCAGCUAAUCUCUCUGGCUUCAAAGAGUCAAAAAAUUGGUGUUUUCUUAAGCUGAGCACCAAAACAAAUUAUUUAAAGGAGUAAAGCUAGUCGCUUAGAUGGCAUUUAUUAAUUAACGAUUGGUUUUAGGAAUGUAAACGUAGAUGAAAUGUGAUGAAUGGUUGCAAAGUUCAUGCCGUUUUGACAAUAUCGUUUGGCAUAGUUCCUUUGCUUUAAAGAACUGAUUACAGGGACAAUAUUUUUACUCUCUUAAGUAGUAGGUAGAUAUCCCGAAUUGGACAUCAUUAACGAAUGUAUUGCAGCAUACAUGCCCCCGCUUACUUCCGCCUUUGUAUGAAAUGAAAAACAACAGCAGGCCGCAUGCAUGUCACUAGUAAGUAUAUAUAUUUAUGUUGUAGUCGACCGUACUGGAGAGGCCCUUUAAAGUUUUCCUAGCGGAAUAAAGAUAGUGAUAAAACCUUGAGCGACUUGUUGGAUGCAGAAGGUUGGAACUGCCUCAUUUUAAAAGCAGUGUUGAAUCAUGCGGAAUUACAAUGCAUGAAUGAAAUCAACUAUUUAUCCACUAAACACCAUCCAAAAAUUGCUGUCGUUUUUGCCUGCAAUAUUACAAAGGAGCAGCAUGUCCCCGACCUUAUUAGAUGUUUGCAAGUGAGAUCAACGAGAGCGACGGUACUUAAGAGAGAUCUGCGUGUUGGAGAGUAUACAGAGAAGGGCAUCUAGAUUAGCACUUAAUCAACACAAAGGAGAAAUGGCUUAUGACGAUCGUUGUUGAAAUGACGGUCGCUACCUGACUGUAGAAAUUAUUUAUUUUUAAUUGAGUGCUACAAGUUCGUCUUUGGAUACUAUCAUUUGAAUCUUUAUGAUAUCUUCGAAUUCCAAAAAUUUGGGUCAACAAGGGCAAAUCACCCCUUCAAAUUGUAUGUUAAAAGCGCACGGAUCGAUUGCUACAAAAUAAUAGUCUUUUUUAUUAGCAUAGUUUCGAAAUGGAACGAUUUACCGAGACAUAGUGGAGGCUGAAAGCCUUCAUCAUAUUAAACAAAAACUUCAUCAUUAUCUAUUUAAUAAAUUUGAAACUAAAACCGUGCUUUAAUUAAGGCCUCGAUUUUUGAAUACUUGUAUUGUAUUUGAUUUUUUAUUUUGCGUUUUCUAUUUCUGUUUGGGAGUUCUAAUGUUGGGCUAACCUCUCAACUCCCUUUUCAUGUCUUUUAACUACGUUAUUUUCCUGUAAAUGAGCUUGUUUGUGUGUGUAUGUCUGUGUGUAUUUCAUGUGUAUGUAUGUGUGUAUUUAUGUAUGUAUGUAUGUAUACUAUGGACAGUUAGUUUGUUUCGUCGAAGACAGAUCAUCCUGCAAUAUGUCGGCCUCUUUGUAACAGAUCAGGGCGUCGUGGAACAGAUAUCUCGUGGACGCAACACCGACGGCAAGGUUUGCCUUUUGUUCAUUUCCAGUUUAAUAAUUCUGCCCCUAAACGAAAAAUUUCGAAAUUCUCGAGGUUUUAAAUGGCACAGACGUUCCUUUGAAUUUAGACACCCUUGGAGAUAUUAGCAUAUUUGGGUCAAUGAUACAAAUUUGAUUAACUUAACCCUCGGACGUAAACGCAAAUUCAUACCGCCACCGUGGUACCAGGGGGGUUGUGGUGGGGGGUGGAUGGAAGCCCUCCCCGGGGUUUUUGAUAUGUUGAAGUAUUUUGAAACGAUUUUACCCCUAGUGGAAAGCCUUUCACCUUCUUUACAAGAUGUGGUAUAUUUUAGGGGUGGUGGCGCUGCUGGAGGCCUGUAACGUCAUCAACAAUGGCCGCCAUCUUGGCUGCCAUCUUGAGUUUUAGCAGGAAUUAGAAAUCAGAUUUAAACCGCGAGAAAUGGUACAUUUUUGUGAUUUAUAUGGAAAAUAACACAUAAAUAAGCACUUUGCAUGAUUUUAGCCACAAGAUUUCAUUUUAUUGUUGAAAGAAGUUGAGAAAACAGGUAUUUUCAGCCAAAAUUGGCUGGACCACCUGCUACUUAUGACGUCAUAUCUCGUAACCAUAGCAUCACUAAACUUGUCUCAAAUAGUGCGCGAGGGAUGAACGAACAGCUACUGAAAACGUCAGGUACUGAUGUUUUAUCCUCUAGGAAAAAUUCAGAAAAACCUUAUGGGGGGGGUAACAUCAAUUCCCCUGUACUUCUAAGGGCUAAAGUGGCGUGGAGACUAUGGCCACAGUUGACUGAUAUUUCGCUGAGGAGGAAUUGUUGCAGUUGAUUUUGGUUAUGGGCUAGUUCAAAACACCAGACCUGAACAGAUCGGUGACAGAAACAAUGCAGUUAGCACCCAAGACAAUUGCCUCUGUAUGCUUGUUUUAACGAUAGAGCUGGUACACUGUUGGGAGGGAUCCAACACCGUUAAUAGUCGGGGAGUGAAUACUGCUCGUAAACAAAAAAGUAAAUAAGAUAAUAAUGAUAAUAAUAAUAAUAACUGAUAGGACAAGUAUUUGUAAGGGGAGCCAACUACUUGGUAAUAGUACUAAAUUGAAUACAUCCAAUUUCCCACACGAAGGUUGAGAUGAUAACACAUAACAAGUACCUUGUGCCCAUACAAUGUGUUGACGGUUUUGAUUUCAGACUUAUUUCACACCUAUCGAUAUAAGGGUACAGACAGUAGUUUUGGGCCUGCUAUCCCGUACUUUGUUUUAAAGUUACAAUUCUCUCUCCGCAGAUUGGCAAGACUCGGCAUUAGGACCACUGGAGCUUAGCUAGAACGUAACUACAUUAAUUUCUCUUACCAUCCCUUUUACAGAAAAACUUAGUUGAAGGAUGAAUAAGGUGAGUUGAUUCUUAAAAUGACCAGCAUCUGUUUCUUCUGCUUAAAGAUUUAUUCAAUUUGUCCUUCUCAGCCGAUGAGAACUAUAUACUUAGUCCCCGUGGCUCUCUGUAACAUUAAGAUAAGACAAGACGAGACAGGAACUUUAUUUUCAUACCACACACAAAAAAAAAGAAAGAGAAAAAGGUAUAAAGCCACCUAAAAAAUAGCUUUAAUAGCUAAUAUGUCAAGGUGGCAUUAGAGAUUAUUUUAUAAUAGUAAAUAAAGAUGCAUUAUAUAAAAAGAGUAUAGCGGGGGUUGGAGAGUUUGAGGUCAGCACAGAAUUAAGUGCCCAUGAAUUCUUGAAGCGGAGUAAUUAAAAAUGCUACAGCAAGCGGAACACAGACUAGAGAAAAUUUUCUAUAGCGUUAAAUCAGGAGGCGAUAAAUAAAUGUAGCCAGUGGGUUAGGAACAAUGCAAACAAACCUGUCAUUGCAAGCUUAUUUUUUGUUCGUUCAGGAAUCGUGGAGAAUUAGAUUCCAGCACGAGGACGAAGAAGACGCCUUAGCUAAAGCGCUGGAAUGGUCCACUCUUGAGGCACAGAAAGAGAAUAGCUGCAGCAGACAGGUUACCAGCUCAAGCCAGCCUUUGUGCGAAAACACGGUAAAGUAAACAAAACAAAAAGAAAGUAACAGCAAUAACAGCAACACCAAGUACUAAAAACCCAGAAAUUUUAAACUCGCUUAACACAAUACGAGAUGUUUUCACGACUGCGUUUACUGGAACUUUUUCCAGCUUAAUUGAUUAAAUUGUUCCAGUGACCAAAAAAACCCACAUUUUUUUACCUUCCCAGGUCAAUAUGUUAAGAUGACGUUGAGCUUGUUUGUUUGUUUGGACAGGGAAUCAAUGACGAAGAUGACGAGCAAUUAGCAAGGGCCAUACAUUUAUCUCUUUCCAAAGUCCACGCCGGAGUAGAGGGUAAAAUAGAAUUUGCCCAGCUUCAAAGGAGUGCUAAAGGAACUGGUAAGUUAUAACAUUUUAAAGCCUUAUUAUUGGUGAACAAGUUUAACGACGAAAUGAAUCGAAGCGAAGAUAUAACCUUAAGAUAAUUUAGCCUAUCCCUCAGGGGCCCUACUCACAUAUUUCAGUGACGGGGGGGUCCGAAGGAUUUUUUUGGGUCUGACAUUUUGGCCAAAAGGGAUUUUUUGGGGUCUUUGAAAGACGCCGGGAUUUUUUGGGGUCGCGAGAACAACACAGGGAUUUUUUUGGUUAUUGUAUUUUUCAUCAGCUCAAAUCAAAAAUAACAUGAGCGCAAUUUAUAGUUUUGUUUUUGACCAAAACCAAAGAUGAAGCUGGCAUGUUUUAGCUUUCCAGAAGAUAAAUAAUAAAAUUUGCUGAUGCAAAAACACUGAGGGAUUUCUUUGGGUAUACUAAAAAAAGUAGGGAUUUUUUUUGGUAGACAAUACUGAAGUUGGGAUUUUUUGGGGUAUAAAAUAUGAACCUCUGUCGGACCCCCCCGUCAUUAAAAUAUGUGGGUGGGGCCCCUGGGGCCCAUCCUCACUGUCCUGCGAUGUUAAAUGAAUUCCUUUUUCCGAACAUUUUGUUAAACUUGAAAUUUGUAUCGCGCAAAACUACAUUCUCUUUUUCUGACAGGUACUCUCAUUCAAGGGCAGAGAAAACUGGCAAUUCCACUUUGCUUGCCAAACAACUGGGAGUGGAAUCCUACAACAGGAAAAUGUACUAAGAAAGGAGACAGGCGAUCGUCUCUUUAUGUGGUGGAAGAUGCAAUAGCCCAGCUUAGACAGAUUAAAGGUUUCAUAAAUGACUCUGACAUAUACCUAAUUAAACUUAAAUGCUUGAUGAGGAUCCUACAACAGAAUAAGAGAUAUACGAGAUACUUUUCAUUGUAACGAAACACCUAAGUUCAUUCCUAUUUUCUCGUCUUAUGGAGACUGUAUCUGUUGGCUUAAUUUUAAAAUUGAUGUUAAGUUUAUUUUCCUUUGAUUUUUGUGCAUUUAAAUGCACGAAAAUUAGGAAGAAAAUUAAAACUAAACGAGCAAAAAGUAACGAGAUAAUGUUCCGACGUUUCGGCGACAUCAUGAAGCCAUUACUUUUGGAAUAGAAAUAAAAUACGAGCUCAAAAGGAGUUAAAGUACUCUAAAUUUGCAUGGAACGCUUUCAAACUAAAAUGUGUUUUUCCAAACUUGUAAUUUUCCGUCAGCCUCAUAGAAAUUCCUCUGAGUCUAUUCUUCACCCAUUGUAGAUCUUGUAUUCCCAACAACAACAAAACUGAUGCGCUAAAAAAUGCAUUUAUUUCAAUAGCUAAAUUUUACAGGCAAUAUUAUUCAUAAGUAAACAUUUUGCAUGAACAAAAAGCAAAAAUUUUGCAUUCGAUAAAAUAAACACAAAAUACCUAAAAAUCACUGGAUCAAGCUAAGAUGCAAAAAUUUUGCAUCUGGGAAGCUGGAUACAAAAUACCUAAAAUCGACUGCAUCAAGCUAUGAUGCAAAAAUUCUGUAUCUGGAAACUGGAUACUAAAUACCUAAUAUCUGCUGCAUCAAGCUACGAUGCAAAAAUUCUGCAUCUGAGAAACUGGAUACAAAAUACCUAAAAUCGACUGCAUCAAGCUAAGAUGCAAAAUCUGCAUCUGGAAACUGGAUACAAAAUACCUAAAAUCGACUGCAUCAAGCUAAGAUGCAAAAAUUCUGCAUCAGGGAAACUGAAUACAAAAUACCUAAAAUCGACUGCAUCAAGCUACAGUCUCAGUCAAAACUGCUGGGACACUUUUGUGACUUCUCAUCCCCCCAAUAUUGGUGUACUCGAUUUGGUGACUGAAUCGCAAUAAACAACAUUGGGAGGGAAAAGGAAAGCACAAGAAAGGAAAAAACAUUGUUUCCUUUAAGUGUCCCAACUAUAGCUGUAUUUUUGUCUGGGAUUGUAGGUUUAUCACUCAAAUGACUCUGAGAAGUAAAAAAAAAAAAAGCAAGAAAGAAAGAAAGAAAAGAAGAAAAACAAGAUUUUUAAAAUUUAACAUACAUAAAAGGCCAGGGUUGUCACUAAGAUUUCGAGUCUUCAUAGCCAAUAAUAUUACGGCUUAACUAACAGACGACCACUAACAUAGCGACGUAAUUGACCAAUCAGAUCAAAAACCAGAGUAUAAUACCAUCAACUGACGUGAUACAACUCACUUUGACUCUGAAGAUGACUACCUCACAGGUUGUCAAAACGUCAGUCACUGCCAACCUCAACAGUCCUAUUCAGGACUACGUUCACCAGGACGAUCAAACUCAACCUACUUUUGAUAACUAGUUUUACUAACAAAAGCAACUGACUUUGUAUCGGUUGUGUAAGGUAUACCAAUUCAUAAACAUCAAGCCUUUUAUGGCAUAAGCUGACUAAUGUCUGAUUUAUGCCUUUUUAGGUCCAGUGUGUGUUGUAUCCAUUGCUGGCACAUACAGAAAAGGGAAGUCAUUCGUGUUAAGCCAAGCCUUUGAUCAGCCGGACGUCUUUCCUUUGGGGCAUUCCAUGGAAGCUAAAACCAUGGGGAUCUGGUUAUGGGUCGUACCUGGAAAGUAUAAGGUUUGGAAUUCAAAAGAUGGUAAAUGUUAAUUAUUUCUUGGAAAAUGGAGUUCUCUUUAUCAAAUAUUACAGUAGACUGGAAGAGACUCAAAGUCUUAGGGUAGUGCUUUUUACUGAGGAAGGCCAACGUAGCGGUAAUGAACUUUGCAUUGAGAUGGACAAGUUAAUUCGGGAAACAGAACUGUUGUUGGUGUAUAAAUCACAGAGAAGAUUUAAGUGGUUAUCCUAGUAUCAUAAAAUGAUCUCGCUAAAAGUAAAAUGUUAACGUACAAUUAAAUGCACAGCACUUAAUCGUUCCAUGGCUACAGCCUCGAACAAAACUCUUGAGACACUUCCAUCAUUUUUCAAUAUGCGCCAUACUACUCCAAUUUCCUCUAAAAAGAACAAAGUCAUUCCUACCCUCCCCACCCCCCAUUGAAAGCGUUGUUUUAAGGUAAAAAAAAAAAAAAAAAAAAAAGGCGUACAAUUCUGGCUUUACCCAAAACAAUAUUGAAGGGGGAAGGAGGAGAAACAGUUUUACAUUCCUUCAAGAAUGAGUGAAAAAAAAAGUACUUUUGUAGUGUGUUUCAACGCGUUUUGUUUGAGAAAUUGUAGCGCUACACCAACUUUCUUCAGUAUCAAAGCCGUUUAUUCAAUUGUUGGUUCGUGUUGUACUGUUAAACUCAGAAUUCUAAUGGCCAGGAGUUUACAGUGGUUUUACUGGACUCUGAAGGAACUGACGCGUCAGAUGGUAAAGGUUUGGAUGAUCAUCAGAUUUUUACCUUAACUGUUCUAUUAGCUUCUGUGCUAAUAUACAAUUCUCAAGGAGUACCCACAAGACGUGAUGUAGAAGGACUGGAGUAUCCUUCACAAGAUACACAAGAUAGAUAACUAUGUUCUCUUUAUUGAAAAAGUACAAUAAACUUAAACCAGCUAUUACUAAGGCGCUGCAUUCACUUUAUUAGAACAGAAGGGCAGUUUGUAUGCGCAUGCGUCAAUAUAGUCUGUUGAAGUGCCACAGAGGCAUUUUCUGUGAAUUGUUUACGUUCACUACGAGCAUUUGCAGGCUGUUUUUUGGAGCUGAAUGACGUAUAUUGGGAGCUACGUUCCCCAAACGUGGUCUUUAAGGUAUCGAGGUAUUUCUCCGAUGAAAAUGAGUUUAUUGUAGCUUCGCUGUCGCCCUUGAGAGGACAGUCUUUCCUUUCGUAAACAGUACAUCGAAGACAAGAUGGCAGCUGAAUGUUGUUACGACCUAACAUUUCGCGCACAGUUUUUGAGCAGCAGGAAAAGGUCGGUAUGAUAAUUCUUCUUUGAACAAUCAUGCUAUAGAUAUUUAAUUCUUCUCAACAGAAUAACUCUAAAAUCGAACUUAAUCGUUUCAGGAAUACAGUGGUAAAUUAAUUGUCCAUUUUGCCGUGAAAUUGUUUUUCACCCUUUCGCUGGCUUCUUUAUCUCGAAAUCUUGCCUUUCUCCCCAAAUUAAGUUAAUGAUUAAUAAAACUAAGAAUACUUCCGCGAAUGAAUGGUGCUUUGAUGAAGGCUCUGAAAUGAAUCGCCUUCUGUAGCAAUAGACCUUGUCACGGUUUUCGACGCCAUCUUGACGAGUAGGCAAACGCGUGAGAAAUUACAGUGUUUGUAUGAGAAUCUAAUGUCGAAUAAUUUCCGUAGAAGGGCUGUUCUGAAAAAAAUAUGAUUUGUAAACUAAAGCUUCACUCCUGAGGAUUCUCCUGAAAAAAUAUGAGGGCGUUACAAGCAUUAGAAGAGCUAGAACCACUUUUUUAAAUUCCUAUACAUUUGUCUGUAAGAAAGUCCCGGGAAAAUUACAGACAAAUACAUGGAAAAUGUAAAGCAAGCCUCUGGAGAAAUUUAAGCACAGGUGCGCCCCCAAAUUUUUUAGGACAAUCCUUUGAUUUGUAGCUUUAGUUUACAAUUGAUAUUUUUUUUCAGAACAGCCGUUUUACGGAAAUUAUUCGACAUUAGAUUCUCAUACAAACACUGUAAUUUCUCACGCGUUUGCCUGCUCGUCAAGAUGGCGUCGAAAACCGUGACAAGGUCUAUUCAAUAGCUUUCUUCACCGGUACGUCUUCGUUGAGAAAUAAAAUACACGCACUUCAACUAUAAAUUUAAUUCAAUAUAAUGACGUCUGUAAGAUUGUGUUUUGAAAAUAAGAAAAUUCUAUUAUUUAGUUAUACGAAAGAAAAAAAAAAACUACAGAAAUCGGUUUGAAUUCUGAUUUUUUCCACCUUAUUUUAAUAGUACACUGUUUGUUUACAUUUUAUUAUGCAAAGAAAUAUAACAUUUCGGCGUUUUAAAGAAAAUCUAGCCUAACUCCCCAACCCCAAAAUAGCACGAAAUGAAACGUUAUGAAUACACCUUUUAAAUAAAUCCCGGUUUCUGCUGCAAAAAAAAUGCAUUUAUUCCUAAAUGAUGCCAUUUUGUGGACACUACAUUUUUUGAUAUGCUAAUUUGUGAAACAUUUCAUUCACAUUCUCCUCUGUAUUGAACCACAUUCUUGUUAAAUGCAUCAGUAUCUGCUUGAUAAUUCUUCCCAUAGGGUUCUAUGUACAACUUACAUAAGGGGUGCAUCUGGACACAGUAAAAAGCUCUCAUCAGACACGUUAAUAACAAACAGAUUCACCGCCAUCCAUUUGUGUCAUGUUUGUUGUCGCCUCCCAACUCAUUUGGGUCCUUUAGCAGUGGUAUUUCUUUUUUGAGGAAACAGCAUUAUAUGCCCUCCUCUAACAAACGUCCUGUCUUAUGUUUUAACAGGCUUUGAAGGUGAACAAACAUCAUCAGUUAGAUUUAUGGAGUGACGGGCAUUCUCUGUUCUUGAUGAAUCACUGCUGCCAUCAAAUAUGAAUUAAAAAUAAGAAAUCGAUUGUGGAACACAGGAGCUGUUACUCAAGAGUCGCUUCAAAACAGUAGUUUCUUUUAGAGUUAAAGAAAGAUAAAAGUAUUGUUCGUUUUUUCGGUGUAUGUGCAUUUGUUUUGUCUUCAAGUGAGCUUAUGAAAUGCUCAAGUUACAUAAUCACAUGCAAUUGUUACUGUCUCAGACCCAAUCCAUUCUUCAUUUCCUGUGGAAUAUAUAUUUUAUAUAUUUUUCCGCGAAAACUUUCAAAAAACUGUAAAAAAAUCCCAAAGAUUUCGUGUUUUUGUGGCAAAUAUAAACGCGUCUCCGCGAUCAGUUUAACGUGAGACAUCGCGCUAAUAAAUAAACCUCACGUAGUAAACAAUUUUUCGCUUUUCUUAAAGCAACUGAUGAACAUUGCUACGAUGCAUUUCUUCCUAGAUAUAAAGUAAAACCAUGAGUUUUGACAUGAAACCAUAGAAAUGCAAUGCUUUGCUGGUGAAAAUUAGACUUAUACAGGGACAGUGAUUUUUGGCGUUGAGUCUUUAAAGUCUUUAAAAGGUCAAGAAAACCUAGUGCUGGAAAAUCCCGCUUUGAAAACGUCCGAUUUUUUUCAUGGAGAGCAUUUUUUGUAGGAACUGAGUACGAUAUUCAAAGCACCAACGAAAUAGCUUUUAAAAGGACUGUACGUAACUUUACGCGAGUUUUCGAUUUCCCGCCAUCAGAUUUGAUGAGCCCACGCUAUUGUCAUUCAGCGGAUGCACGCAUGCGCAUGCAAAAUGCCUUUCUGUUCUUUAUUAGUGCUAGACCCUGUUAAAUUUGUAAGAUAUUUUCAUAUAUUACUCAGUUUUACUUUUAAUGAUCUGUCGUCAUUUUCUUGUAAUUAUAGAAUAUUUAUACACUAUUUUCUUUUCACUUCAUAGUAACGAUAAGAAAGUCGAAACGUCGUCUCGUUUUUGAAACUCCUUAAAAUGAUUCUUAGUGAUAUCGUAUCGCAGUUUUUUCUUUUAUAUAAUCAAUUAAUCGUAAUCAUAACCAUAAUAACCAUCACGAUCGCAAUCUUUUUGCACCGCUACCCUUACCGCAAUCGUUAUCGCAAUCGUAAUUGUAAUCAUAAUGAUACAAAUCAUAAUGAAACGCAACAAGGUUUCAGAUAAAAAUUAUUUAUCCAAGAGACGGACAGGUUGUAAAUUUAUGAUUUACUAACAUGACCCAGAUUACAGGUCAUGAGAAAUACUGACCAUGGGCCACAGCUGUACCAAUAAAUAAAAAGUGGAAAGUAAACUUUCUUGCCCAUCCUUGACAAUGCAAAGCUUUAUUGUUAAACUUGCUCAGCGAAUUCACAUUCGAUCACAUUCUGGUAAAGCUUCUAAAGGAAAAGACAUCGAAUUCUUCCACAAGACAUUCCCAUACUUCAUCUGGUUACUAAGGGAUGUGACGCAAUCCAUUCCCACUGACUGCAAGGACAUACGAGACUAUUUCUUGAAAAAGGUAAACGAAAAGGAGUACUUACAAGGAAAGGUACUUAGAUAACUUUAAGUAUUAUAAGAUCAGGCUACGCCGUUUGUGGCAUUGGAAUCUUAAAAAGGUUAACAGUGAUCGAAUCCCUUGAUUUGUCGAAGAGGAAAUACCUCUUGAGCCUUAACUACGCACUGACCAUAUAAAAGCUUCUUGCCUCAAAGAAGCAUAUAAUUGACUCUUUUUUACGAAAAUAUUCCUUGAACAUUAACCCCAUUUUAUGCCUUCAGAUUUAUCGUUGAUUUAUCUUUCACUUGAUGUUCUAGGUUUUCCAAGAGCAGACAUCCUCCUUCCCUGGUGAUAGAAGCAAACAAGUCUCUGAAAGCAUUUUGCGUUUGUUUCCUGGAUUUGACGCGUUCAUGCUACCACCUCCCACAGUUGAUAGCGACUUGAUGAAAAGACUAACAAAGGAGAAAGAUCGGGUGAAUCCUUUAUUCUGGAGCGCUCUAGAGAAGUUUAAGCCCUUAAUCAGAAACAACGUGGCUCCUAAACACAGUUACAAUCAUGGCGAAUAUGUCUCAGGAGAAGGUAAAACUAUUAAAUCAGUGAAAGUGAAUUAAGUUUAGGUAGAACUUUAUCAUGUCGUGAAAGAUAUUAAUCAUCGUGGAUAAUGUGUAUAAAGGGUAUAGUUUUAUCGUCGAUAGUGUCGAUUUACUGAGUCGAACUAUUUGUACCACCGUGGUUGUUAGUGAUUGGUGUAUCACGAACCUCGCUCAUGAUUGGUGGGUUUCGAUCCGAAGCACUGUUGUCAUUGUGAGGGGAAGAAACUGAUCCCUGAGCUGUCCGCUGCGGUGGAGGCUAUCAACAUAAGACUUCACCCGAACAGCAUCAAUAGGGACAGUGGAAUUAAGAUUCCUGAAGCGUGGAAAAUUCGCAAAUGUUUUAAAUGAGAUGGAAAUGGGGACACAUAAAAGAAGUGAUUUUGACGAAAAAGCGCCUUGGCGAAAAUUCCAGGAGAUUGCAAAAGAGACCCGUGAAAAACGUGCGGUUUUGGCGAAAAUGAUGAAUUUUGCAAAAUUUGCCAAAGGUUUCUCUAAAAUUCAAAGAGAGGGGAAAAAAGCCCCAUGGAAAGUGGCGAUUGUAGCGAAAAUGGCGAAUUUGGUAAAGAUUUCCCCAAGGUUGGUGAAAAUUCAAACUAGAUGGCAAAACGCUUAAAAGGGGCCCCUUGGAAAGUGGCGAUUUUGACGAAAAUGAGGAAAUUUGGCGAAGAUUCGCCAAAGGUUGCCACAAAUUUAAAUGAGAUGGCAAAAAGUGGCCUCUUGGAAAGUGACUAUUUUAACGAAACGGCGAAUUUGGCAAAGAUUCGCCAAAGGUUGGCUAAAAUUUAUAUGAGAUAUCUGAAGGCGCACCUUGGAAAUGGCGACUUUGACCAGAAAUUGGCGAAUUUGGCUUGAUCUCUGUCGCGUUUCAUUAUAGGUCUCGCUGCCUUGGUUAAUUACUAUGUCAAGGCCAUAAACACCCCUGAAGCUAUUCCAAAUGUGCAGAGAGCAUGGGACCAUUUUGUUACAAUCAAGUGUUCUGAUGUAAUUAAAAAUGCUCUGGUAACAUACGACGCACUCCUGAACUUCCGACUCUGAUGAAAGAAAAUUUCAAUGUUCUAUUAUUAUAUAAGCUGUGACGUAAAUUCAUACGGAAAUGAGUUCUAGGCAAUCAGAGGAGCGAACGAUGCUUUUCACACGUGAAAAAAGCGAUACGUCCAAUCAGAAUCACGAACGAUAUUUUUUCACGCGUGAAAAAAAUGAUACGUCCAAUCAAAAGCCACAGCAGUGUGUGCGUUUCGCGCCAAGAUUUCCGCCGGUUUUUAUGCACUUGCAGCUUGCAGUGCCCUCGCAUUGAGAGUUGCUUUGCACCUUGGAAAUGGCGACUUUGACCAGAAAUUGGCGAAUUUGGCUUGAUCUCUGUCGCGUUUCAUUAUAGGUCUCGCUGCCUUGGUUAAUUACUAUGUCAAGGCCAUAAACACCCCUGGAGCUAUUCCCAAUGUGCAGAGAGCAUGGGACCAUUUUGUUACAAUCAAGUGUUCUGAUGCAAUUAAAAAUGCUCUGGUAACAUACGACGCACUCCUGAAGUCCCAGAUCUCGGGCGAACUGCCUUGUGAUAGCAUCAUAAUCCGUAUGAGUCACGACGUUGCUUUUCAAGAGAGUGAGAACCAAUUCAUGGCCGAAAUUGCAGGGAUAUCUACCAACACAGUGGAAAUGAAAAUGCGAGAACUCAAGGUACGUCCGCAACGGGCCAUUUGCAUGAUGACGCCCCUUUACUACUAGGAUGAUAUUCCAUCAGAGUUCUCCUUUCAUGUGGAAAUUUGGGCUGUUGUUAUUAUUUUAUACCUCUCUGGGAUUACUAAAUUUGAAUAUGAAAGGAAAAGUGAAAAGGAUUCUGGUCGUAGUAGUGAAAUGACGCCAUCAUACAAAUAGCCAAUUGCACUUAAAUGCAGUAUCAUUAUCUGAUAAAUUAAUAGUUAUUGAAUUAUUACCAUUGUACAAUAAUUUUUAGAGAUAGAUUAUUCAUCUAUGCAUGAGGGUGAACGCCGAAUAUACGAGGGUAGGUUAAAUGCUCCAAGUUAACUAUACGAUUAUUGAUGCUGAGUUCAGCUAAAUUGUGAGGACCGCAUACGCCUCUCAACCCUCAUGCCGUGUUACGGUAAUUUGGGAAGAUGUGGCUUCCGACUCUGAUGAAAGAAAAUUUCAAUGUUCUAUUAUUAUAUAAGCUGUGACGUAAAUUCAUACGGAAAUGAGUUCUAGGCAAUCAGAGGAGCGAACAAUGCUUUUCACACGUGAAAAAAGCGAUACGUCCAAUCAGAAUCACGAACGAUAUUUUUUCACGUGUGAAAAAAAUGAUACGUCCAAUCAAAAGCCACAGCAGUGUGUGCGUUUCGCGCCAAAAUUUCCGCCGGUUUUUAUGCACUUGCAGCUUGCAGUGCCCUCGCAUUGAGAGUUGCUUUGCAGACAUUCUGAAGAAAAGACCCAAGGUAGAGUUUUUCUCGUAGAAAAAGGAGAAAAAUCGCGGAAAUUGGAUUGGAAUGGUUUUGUAUAUUUCACUAUCGAUGAAGAAUAUUGAAGAGAGCUGGGGCAAAACAAAGGCGAAAGGGGAAAAACACAACAAGAAGUAAGCUUGUACUUGAACUUUUUAUCGGAGCUAAGCUUUUUAAGCCACUUGCUUGUGUUUUUAUUAAAACCGGUCAUUUCACUCAAAAUCGUUCAUUUUUAUUUGUACAUUCAGAAAAAAGUUAAUAUUACUUGUAAUUUCUGGAUUAUUUCAUAUAUCCUCACCCUCAUUACAACUUUUACCAAGCGAAUUUUAAUACUAAUAUAAGCUUAUUAUAAAUCACUUCGUUUUCUUUGUCGUUUCACGGUGUGCAUAGUCAUAUUUUGGCAUUCAGGAUUCUGGAAAGAUUUGAAAUAAAAGGCUGGUAAAGUGAUGUCUCUAUAUGAAAUAUAACAAGAACGCUCUUACCGCGACAGUCAGUCUCCCUUGCUUGGAGAUUAGAUCAAGAAAUGUGGAGGCGAUUCAUUGUACAUGAAACAGGGUUUACUCGCUAAAGGUUUUUUACUUCCUACUUUAUCGACGUAGAUACUUUUUAUUUUUUUUCUGAAUUGAUUUAGUACGCGUUUUAGCGACGACCAGAAAUACGUCUGCGGUCGCAAGCUAUACGCAACGCAACGAUUCUUAGUCCCAGUUUCUACGGUCUCUGCGGUUUCUACGCCUAGCACAAUAAUCCCUUUUUGUGUCCUGAAUACGACAAAAAAAACGCGUUGCAGAUUAUGAGUCUCGCCGCUUACGCAAGCGAGACUAAUAAAUACAAUACCACGUGGAAAGUGCUUUGUAUUCUUUAUAUAUGUUGCGCUUUAGGGGAUCAUGGGAAGUUACCCAAAAUGGUUAGCCACGAGCAUGGAAUAAUUUGUUUAUAUGUCCAGUAUUGAAUCAGCUUUGGCGCCAAAUAAGCCUUAGUUUGUAUGCACAAUUACUAUUGUCGAGGCCGUAGGCAGACGUCGAGGCGGAGAACAUCCUCCAAGAUGUCCAUAAUUCUUCAGAUGAUACGAAAGCCGAAUGUGUUUUGUUUUAUUAUUCAUUCAAAGUAAUUCCUAGUUUAAAAACAAGCUAAAGGAUGCUUAUCUCCAUGGAUAUUAAGUUCAUUUUCCAUAGUGCAUAUGUUUAUCGGCAAGGGUUGUUCAGUUCUGCAGGUUCUCCAAAUAACAGAUGUCCGUCCAGUUGUCUUGUUGCUGUUUAUGCUGUGUUUUUAGCCAAACGUUCGCCUAUUUCUUCCUUGUCAACCGAGUAAAAAGAGUUCUGCCGCUUUUUAUCACUACCCAGUAAACAACUCAACCUCUUCCCCAUGUUUUCUCGGUUAGUGGUUCAAUAAUCUUGCAAUUUUGCUGCAAGAUUGACGUCAUCAGUUCAAUAUCGCAAUUUUUUUCCAAAUUCGGUCAACAGUAGCUGGUUAUAAUGCAUUAUGCAUGCGUGUGAUUUUAGCCAAUCAGAAAUAAUGAAAUAUUUUGAAUGAAUGAUAAGAACAGACUUAAAUCUUUUGAUAGCGUCAGUGGCAUGUUACAUAUUCCAUCCGCCCUAGACAAAUCAGUCAAGUCCAAAUUUCCGAAAAAUCCAUAAUCUCUUUAUUGAAUUUCCCAUCAGGAGUGCAUGGCCCAAAGAUUGCUCUCGUGGCACUACGAAAAUGAGGCUAGAACAAAGGAAGCGUGUAAGGAAAUUCUUGUUCGACUUAAAAGGCUUCACUUGGAUCCUGUUCUGGAGAGACUCAAAGGGCGGGAAGGAGCCAAAGUAUCAUUUCAGAACAUAACUAACGCGUACGAUAAAAUUAAAGAUGACUAUGGAAAGAAGGCAAAAGGCGCUAAGGAUGUUAUCGCUGCGGUGUUCUUCGAGUACCAUCGAGUAAGAAAACCAUCUGCUGCGUAACUGAUCUAUGUCGUUAUUAACUUAUUGUUAUUAUCAUUAUCAUUAUCAUUAUCACUGUUAUUAUUAUUAUUAUUAUUACUAUUAUUAUUGAGUUCCUGGCAUUCGGUCAAUUUUCCAGUCCUUUCUCGAGCGCCCCAAUAACAACUGGUAUCUUCUCUGUCUCCGUUUUCUACAUUUUGGCGAUUUCAUGCUCGAAGUCUUUAUACUUAGAGAGUUUCCCGACUACCUUAACGGAUGUAUUUCUGUCCGAUGGGAUUGCCAUAUCUAUCAUAUGGCAUUUCUUAGUAGUGUGAUCUUCGAUGAUGAUAUCUGAUAUCUGUUAUCUAAGACAUACUAGUGUAAUUGCGAUUGAUUUUCUCUCUCAACAUCCGAGUCCAAACCAAGGACUUUGGCAGGCAAAGAGGGUUUCUACUUGAUGGAGAGGACCCGCCUGAGAAGGUGGGCUGUAGAAAGGAGAGUUAUUUCUUGAGUUCGUGUAUGUUGAUGUUGCCAGGGAUGUUAUUGGAGUAGUUUUCCACGUUCUUCUUGAUGGUGCUAAGGACUCCCAUAACUCACCUGUUGUGUUGGUACCAGCGUGUUGGGAGGCUUUUAUCCUAGGCUUCGAUGAUUAAACCCUCGGUUUCUGCCUUGAGGUCAGCUGCUUUUAGCCAUCUGUGGGUCUUGUCUUGGUCCACGUACUUGUUUCACCCUUUGUGGGUAUUUGCCGUGGAGCGCGUUUGAUUCCCACUGGGACUUGAGCUGUUGGCGACCCUGGUGUUUGGCCUUGGCCUUUGUUCUGCGGACAUGGGUGGUGUUCGCCCUUUUCCGCUGCAGGUGGUAUUGCAGACACUCCCAAUUCCCGACUGAACGUCAUUGACUGUCUGCUGAUAGAGUACAAGGGUUUCCUGUCGUUAUGGUCUUUGACAAAGUGGAGGAGGGUGUCCUGCGUCUCCUGGAGGUAUUUAUUAAGACCGAUGGUGGUUGACUUGUAGGAAAGCUCCAGUUGUAUUAUAGCCCCCUACCUCCUUCAGUUCUGGGCUGGUACAGCCUGUCCACAUCAGAUUUGGGGUGGUGCAUCUUGUACAUGGUCAGGAACUUUCUAGUCUUAAUUUGUAUCAAGUUUGGGCAGCUCUUGUAACGUCCAGUUUAUGAUGUUAAAACUGUAAGUACCACUGGUACCGCCAAAGUGUUGAUGACUUCCAGUUUGUUUGUCGUGUUCAGCUUAUUAUUGUCAUUAUUACUAUUACUAUUAUUAUUAUUAUUAUUAUUAUUAUUAUUAUUAUUAUUAUUGUUAUUAUGAUGUUUUGAUUAUGCUUUGGUACUAGAAUUCUCAGUAACCUUAGUUUCAUGUCCUUCUUGUCAAGACACAAAGGACUGUCCUUUACGGUACGUUCAACUGGAUUAUUCACUACGGUUAAAAUACUUUAUUUUGUUUAUAUAGUAUGAACGGGCAUCUUAUUAGAAGUCAGUGGGUAUUUAAUCUUGUUCUAGUCUUCUCUUUUAAUUUUUUUUUUAAUUUUUAAGGAACUGAUACAAGAAAAACAGCAGUUUCUGGGAUUGCUUAAACAGCUUAAGGACUUUGACGAAAAUCUUACUCGUGAGUUGAUUGCAAAAGCUUAUCAAGAUCAGGAACGGAAAAGAUUGCAAGUAAAUAUGAAACUGAAUGCUUCAUAAUAUAGUAAGAAACAUAUAGAUGUCUGUUAAUUAUAGGGCUUGUUUUACGUAUUACAAUGGAUCUGGCCCAUUGCGGCAAAAUAAUUUAUUUCCUUUAGCCGAUUUUAAACCUAAAGCUGCUAUCGGAUUCGCAAAUAAUGAAAAUAAGGGACGUUUUUACCGAAAAAGUGAAAUUCUGCAGAAACAAUAAAUCCGUUACAUUUCGAACGUUAUAACCAUUGAAUUUAGGUAAAGAUAUAUAGUGCUGUAGGGUGUUGAUGGUUUGAGGUUAAAAAGCUGUUGCGAGUAAUGAUAUGACAUUGGUGGAAGUCUGGCAAUUUUUCAUCUGCAAGCCACACGAAAUGUCAAAUCUUAGAACACACUUUAGUUAACGGUGUAUGGUCUUCCUUCACAGGAACAGCAGUCACGAUUGCAGCAGGAAAAUCACGAACAAAAGAGAGAGGUAACAAUGAAUAAUGACUCAUUUUACCUGAAAGGCGCUUUUUUAUGAGUCUCCAAAGUGCUUUGGUCCUGUUUAAACUUCAAAUUUCACAUCUACCAAAUUUCAUUCAGCAAUUAAAUGUAUGUGAAUUUUAGGCGUCUUACCCUGUUAAAUUUGAAUUAAAUGCGACUCUCGCCAUUUCGGACAAGCUUGAAAUGUUCAAAGUUUUGAUUGAGUCAUGUGCGUCGAACCUAAGCAUACCGAAUCAACGCUAUUUUACAGGUGCACAGGUGCUAGUUUAAGGGUACUCGUGAUUAGUUAUUCAAUAUGACGCGUUUUGUCUCUAUUUAUGACAACCAUCUUUUUUUGCUGUGUAGAUUCAGUAUAAUAUGGCUCUAAAUAAUCAAUAUUUGAUUUGACAGAUAGAAAUAUUGAUAAAAAACCUGGAUCAAGAAAAGAAAAGAUUUAGUGAACACAUGAAGAGUGAAAUGAUUGCACAACAGGAACAGAUAAAGAACAUGAUGGAUGCAAAUAUGAAGCAAGUUCAGGAGGACAGAAAGGCCUUCAUUGAAGAAAACGAAGCUUUGAAAGAUAAUUUAAGGGAAAUCCAAAAGCGCAACGAGGAAAACGCGAACUUGAUCAAGCAAUAUUCUGACUUAGUCGCCAAAACAGAAGAGGAAAUGCAGAAACUUCGUGAAGACAUGCAAAAUAAAGCUGCAAAGGACAGGGGAGCAGAAAUUCAGAAGUUAAAGGACAGACAUGAUAGAGAGAUGAGAGCCAUACGUGAAGAGAUGGAGAAAAAUAAAGUCAAAACCGGCUGUGGUGGUACAGGAUUUACAACACGCGCGGAAACAGCAGCGAGCCUAAAUAACAAGAUUCAGCAAACGUACGACGAUCAGGAAGAGGUCGAAAAACCUGGUUUCUUUAAAAAGCUUCUUAAAACUGUAGGUCGUUAUCUCAUUCCAGUGGCUGGUACCGUGGUUUCUGCAGUUUUCCCUGUCCUUGCGCCAAUUGCUCUACCAGUCGCUGCAGGUUUAAGUGCUGCCGCUGUAUUCGUCUCUGAUAAUUGUAGCAUUUUGUAAAAAAAAAAAAAGGAAAAAAAACAAAAUCUUGUGUUUAACAACCUUUUUCAAAAACCUUACGUUAGUGGUAAUCAAAUCGAUUGAGAGACAGAUAUAUAUUAUCUCCACGAACCCAUGUCUCGCAAUUCCCAGAAGAGACUUGAGCACGAAGAGAACCAAUCCAAGUAUAGAAAAGCUGAUCGGAAAGCCUCUGAGUCAAGUUAGAAUUUUAAUAUAUCGAACGUCAGGGCUAUUAAGAAGAACCGGGACUUCUCAUUGAAAUGAUGUAGCCCUUCAUCCAGGCUGAGUUCUUAGCUAUUUACUCCUUAUCGUAAGAAAACUGUGUUUUAUGGUCGUAUGCAGUAGAGUGCUGUUAUGCCUCAGAUCAUGGGCUUUAGGAAAAAUCGGUAUCGACGAGCUUGGUGUAUAGCUUAAUUCAUCUCAAAUAGAGUCAAUUUACUUUCAGUGACGUAGUCUUUUGCCUGUCAUGAUCAUUUCUCCUUAAAGUCCUAAUCUUGUAUGACUAGUAGGCCGCGUGGUGUAAUGUAAGCUUCAUACCCCAUUCGUGAUCGCUAACACACAAGCGUUAUCCUAUUACAUGUACAGUACCUAACAAACUAGUGUGCUUAGCGCUCGCACCAUGGGCUAUAGGAAACAUGGGUUUCGACUAAACAAAGGUUAAACUUUUAUUCAAUGAAGCUGAAUCACUUAAAUUGAAGUAUUCUUUAGUUCUUUCUGGUUAGUUCUGCUGGUACAUUUCUUGUAGAAAAGUCUGGAAACACUAGUUUGAUUCAGAAGUCGAUAUGCAUUCGUUAAGUCUUGGUAACGAGCGUUCUCUUCGAAUCCUGGGGCGUUUACGAAGGACCGCUGUUUGUCGUGAUGUUGUUACCAAAGAGUGUGUUGUUGGUGCAUAGUUGUUGUUUCGCUUAAAAGCCACUGCCAGGCUUUCUUUCUCGUUACCGUCGCCGUUGUCGCUGAUGAAGCUUGCUAAUAGAACAUAACUGCGCCUCCGGAUCCGUCGACAUUUUGCCUGAGAAAGAAAAUGCAUGUCUAAUACAUGUGCGAGUUUUCGAAUAGUCCCACGGACACUAUUCAACUUUCUUCAAACGAUUCGAUCAGACUCAACACAGAGCGGUGUCAUAUAUAGGAGCCUCGAGCAAAGUGAACUUCACUGGGAAAUAAUUAUGCACAAAUUAUAUUAAUAAUAAUUUUAUAUUGAUAAAAAUAAUAAGAGUUUUUACUUUCAAGCUACAUAACAAAUCCUUAUACAAAUUGCUCUUCGCGUUAAGAUACAGUGCGGCUCAAUUGCUAAGCUUUUAUAUGACGCGGUAUUUACGUGGCAGUCGAGUGAGCUGUAGCCUGAGAAAGCCAGUCGACAUCCAGUACUGAUGGCACUUCACUACCCAGAACUGGGGUGGUGCUUCUGAUUGGUUACCCUGUGUUAACGCAUGUGUUUUUAUCAUGAGAGGCAAGAAAUGAUAUUUUUUGCUUCCUUCUGAUAUCCUGGUCAACGAGCUAACCACAUCUGUUCAACAAAUGCAACAAGAAACCGAAAGUUGUGCUUUGGACGAAGAUCCAUUGGUGGUAAGCAGUGAAAAAAGCGAAAACAAACCGUCGCAAGUGAGAGCUAUCCACCCAAGCAAGGAUCUAAAUAGAUAUAUAGUGGACAAGUUCCAUCAACCUACAGCCAAAUCAAAGGCCGCUCCUUUUGAAGCCAUCGAUCUUUCCAUCUAUAAACCUUCAGCUAGAUGCUUUGCUUUCUCGACAUCUGAAGAUCGCCUGUUAUUAUGGAUUGUAGCUUUCCAAUUUCGCUAUUACAAAAUAAGGGGUGACGAAUGGUAAAAUCCGAGCCUUGCCGAGACGCCAAGACCCUAGUUUAAAAAUCCGAGCCCGAGCCUUGAAUUUGUUUGUAAAAUCCGAGCCCGAGUCUUAGCGCUAAAAAAAUCCGAGCCCGAGACGCAGUGAUCCAAAAAUCCGAGCCCGAGAUGCACUUGAUCCGAAAAUACGAGAUACAGCGCUCUGAGCUUUUGUGGGCAUCACAACAAAUAUUUUUCCACUCAUCCCAAAACAUUGGUUUUGUAUUAAAACCAUUAACUUAUAGCUACUUAUCUAGUCUACUUAGUCUACCAGUCAGAGACAUAAAAUUAAACGUAUUAGUAACGCAUUACUGCUUAUAGUCUACUUAUUAACCUGGUUAGUUACUUUAUAAACUAGUUAAACUAAUGAUUCGACAUUCUGCCUGGUUUAAAAUUCACACGCCUUCUGAUAGCUUCUGAUCUGUCGGCUUCUGGCACGCGUAAAUCUGCGAACGAUCGCCUUUCGACUAGCUACUACUGCAAAUGGCAGAGAGUGAAGAGGAAAUAGUAGAGGGUUUUGAAGCAACGAAAGGAAUUAAACGCAAAUACGGUAAGUUAUAAGAUCGUCUUGCUUAGAGCUUAAAGUGCAUUACUAUUUGCUACUAUUAGCUACUAUUACCGUCGCAGCUCGUCGAUCGGACUAUUAGCUUCUAUUUGUAGCUUUUAACAACGUCGUCGAACGAUGCGUUUUGUUCGAUUCGUGUAUCGCAGAGCUUGCUAUUUUUGUCAGCCAUGUUAGUUAAGCUUAGUUAGCUUUAGUUCAUGUUGUACUUCGGACUAUAUCUGGCAACAAGCCACAGUAGCUCAGUUCCUGGAGCGUUAUUUUACCAUGCAAGCAGGCUUUCGGUGAAUAACUUCACAACCUUAUACCAGUCUUGCACUGUGAAAAGACUGAGAUAGAAGGACAAUGGACAGACGGAUAGACUGUUCUAUUUGUUAGCUUUUGUUGUGGAAAGGACUAAAAAAAUAUAUUUUACGUUUUCGCUGAACACCUACUGAGUGAAAAACUCCUUGCGGUGUGUUGACAUGUGACACCCUAAAGAAAGCUAAAGUAGGUCAAUGAGUGUUAGCUAGUGUUAGAAUUCCGUAACUUUCUCGCCGGCUCCCGUGUGAUUCUUAGCUAUUUAAACUUAUUCAGCACCUUGCGGCUUUCACACGCGUAUAUCUGCAUGGACCCCAAACAUGGGCCAUUAUAAGAAUGAUAUAUUGAUGAGUCAUUAUAGAAUGAUGUAGGUUUUUUCACAACCAUUAAUUUCUAUUUGUGUUAAAAAAAAUAGAUGCAGAAAACAGUGAUGUGAGCACUGAUAGCGAUUUUGAGAGGAGGGCUCACUCAAAGAAAAAAAAGAACAGUUCAAUUCUCAAACGAUUGUCGUUGGGUACCCAUGUACUAUCAUGACAUGAUUUCCUCUAUAAAGUAAGUGGAAAUUACUGUUUCCUAUAUCUUACAUAACAAUUGUAAAUGCAGAUUCCGGCAGGGGUAAAUUUCUUAAUUUCUCGUUUCGGAUAAGCUUGCGGAUAAAAAAUUGAACGUCCCAUUGGCGAGAUUUCGAGAUCCAAAUUUUCAAAAUCCGAGACUCCGAGAUCCAAAUUUUCAAAAUCCGAGACUCCGAGACCGUCAUAUUUCUGGGAAAUCCGAGAUUCCGAGACGCUUUUUUUAAGCGCCGAGAUUACGAGACUCGGCUUAAAUUUGCCGAGACUCAACAUUUUUGAAAGGCCAUUCGUCACCCCUAAAAUAAUCGGAAAUGCAACAGAUUAUACUGUGAUAUGGGAACAGCAAGACAACCCAAGCUCAACCUCGAAGUGCGAUAAAAUCUAUAUACAUCUUUCAACGAACACAUCCACUGGCGAAGAAAAAUUGGUAACCAUUACAGUUUUUGGUGCAACUGGGAGGAUCCUCGUGCAAGGGAAAAAAUAUCAUGAAUGGAGCAAAUUCGAAUUUCCGGUGAUUCUGAAAAUUGCCAACACUCUCAGCGAUCUUCAACCUCUCUCUUCACUCUCUUCAGUUGGAGAUGUUUCUCUUUGGAGCCUCGCUUCAAAACCUUUUUACGAAUUUCAUAACAUUUGUCAGAGAUGAUGACAUCCCAUCAUCAAAUAAUUCGGACGCUGAAAUUCCCUCAACAACCAAAUCGGAAGUUUUAUCACCAACUGAAACACUAACAAUCUCGCCAACCCAUUUAAAGACAAUCUCGUCCAUGCGAGACACACUCACGCAGCUAGAGGGCGAAUUUACAGAAUUUCAUAUGACCACUUCCGGGGAUCUGGAACAGCUAAAAGACAAAACCGUUAAACAAGAUCACUUAAUUAAACUACAAAACCAAUCACCUGACGAUAUGCUCAAUGAUUUUUCUUCGCAGAUUACAUCACACUCCAAAAAAUAGUCUCUCAACAAUCAAAUAUCAUUAAAAAAUUGCAAGAUGAAAACCAGAUCCUCCACAAGAAACACGUACAAAUUGACAAAGCAAAUCAGGCCCUGCAAGAAUCACAAAAUUAUCUGAUGACAGAAAUUAAUUUCCUGAAAGAACAAAUGACAGCGCUUUGGCAAAACUCGAAGGAACCUGACCUCCCCAGCCCUUCCUCACAACCUGAGUCUUCCUGCUCCGAAAACACCACUGACAGCGAACGCCAAAAAACGGACUGUGAGGCAUCUCGACUACCCAUCACAGCUCAAAAGCUUACAGUAAAUAUUCCCAAGGAAAACAGGUUUUCGUUGCUCGAGAAUUGUGGCACAUCUGACAGCUUAUCCAACACACAGCAAGAAAUUAACCCGGAGACAAACAUAUAAAACAUGACUCCACCUACUCCACACGUCAUUGCGCCACCUCCAAUCCAGGCAUCUGUAAACAAUAAAGCCGUUUUUCUGUGCGAUUCGAAUGGAAAAUUUAUCGACAAAAGAAAGCUUUUUCAGCCAACACAAGAUUUCACAUUCUUCAGAUGUCCCAAAAUUGAACACGCAAGGGCUAUUUUACAAGUCGAAAAUGAUGGAUGUUUACCCGUUUCUGGGCAAUCAAUAGCUAGUGAAAUGGUAUUCCUAUUAAAAUACCGUAAAAUGCCGAAAUUUCGAGGGGCUUAUCUUUUUCGGAGGGGCUUAUGUACGGAGGGAAAUUGGCCUUUAAAAUUGAUUGGGCUAGCCUUAUUCUUGGAACAAAAUUUACCGUUUUUCUUUGUUUUACUUUGUAUUUGAGGGAGAUUUCCAAGUACAAUUCCCCCCCGGGUUGCUGAGUCGAGCUUUAAAAAAAUAAUAAUAACCAUUAGGAAAUUUUUAAGGGGGUGGGUGGGUGGCUGGACAGGAGGGGAGGGGUUUAAUGAAAAACCAAAGAAAAGGAUAGGAUCAAUUUAUGUUUCUGGGCAACCGAGCCGACGCGAGACUACCGUCCGUCAACGGCGCGUGAAUUGAACGAUUUACUUUUAAAACGCAGACCAAUCACCAGCCUUGUUUUCCAUGUAACAAUCAUAUUCAUUUGAAAAAAUUUUAAGAGCCUUGUUUUUCCCGCUUGAAUCUUUUGACUUCAUAGGUAUGCAAUCAGCGAUUCAAUGUAUCAAAGAAAAUAUACAUUUUUUUGUCUCCUUUUUUAUUUGUAAUGAAUUUUCCUUGAUUUUAUGCGAACAAACAAUGAGUCUAGGGGGCUUUCACGGGUUGAUGUUGCAGGAAAAAAAUUAUUUAGAAGUAAAAUUGUUACUACGAAAGAAGGACUCGAAACGACAAACAACGAUCUUACUUUUAUUCCUUAUUGUGAGUUUCCACGGGAAGGCUUUGCAAGAGAUUGGCUACUUUUAGGCCUUUUUCAAUUAAUUGUGUUGCGAACUCUACAGCCUUGCAGUGCAAAAAGUUUGGCGGGAGGGUGGGGGGGAGAGAUUAUCUCCUGCAGGAAUUUUUUUUUUUUCACUCCAAUCAGGAAAAACAGCAUCCUGGAUUUCACAGUGGUUUAAUUCUUUGGUCCACAGAGCGGAUAUCUGCUUUCGUAGAUCGACUUAUUCAGUCAAUAGCGUAGAAAAAAGACUCGUAUCUACAAGAUACGACAGACUUCCUGAAUCCUAGUCUCUAUGGACGUUACUAGUCUCUACAACAACACACCACACGAAGCGGGCGUAACCACCGUAUGCCACGUGUAAGAAAAUGUGUAAAGAAAAUGCUCUAUCUUAUUUUUUUAUAUUAACAGAAAACUCUUUCCAAUUGUGUGGUAGCAACUUCCUACGGACCGAUGGAACAGCCAUGGGAACAAACAUGGCUGUUGCUUUGGCUAACAUCUUCAUGGUCAGAUUAGAAAACCAGCGCUGUAACAAACUGGUUUUUUGGAAAAGGUGUAUUUUUCUCGAUUUGAACACUUGCUGUUUUAUUAAGGGUUACCACAAUAUGCCGCUCUGAAGAGCCCCUAGCUUAUCAAAGACGCAUCCGACCUGAACAGAAAAAAACUUCCAAUCUUGACAAAACUGUCGACAAGGGAUUGAAAACCAAACACAGACCUACGCAAGUUGAGUUAAAAAAUAAAUAAAUAAAUGAAAAAUAGUGACAAUUUAGUAGUCAUUCUGAGUAAUUUUCGUCUGCAACAUUAACCCGUGAAAGCCCCCUAGACUUAUUCAAGGUGAAGUUUGUUUGUUCGCAAAAAAUCGAAUAAAACUCAUAACGAAAUAAAGAGGUCGUCUAUUUUUUGGUACUUAGUACUUGGGAAAAGAGAGGAAAAACACAUGAAAAAAAUCUUUAUUUACGCACGGGCGUGCGUAAAUAAAGAUUUUGUUCAUAGCGGCUCAAUAGGACUUAUAUAGGGCAAGCACGCGCACUAUGUUAUAAUUAGCAAUAAAUAAAGGAGGCUGAGAAGCAUAUGAAGAAUUAUUAAAAACUUAAUCAUUGGAUAAUGCAAUUCUAGCGUUUUGAUUGGCUUAGCAAUCAUGUAAUAUGAGCCAUUAUACCAUGUUCUCCAUAUAUGGUCAAUGUACGCGUCAGUUGGAAGCUAGCUGUGAUUUUGGUUGCUUACCAUUUACAUGGGCAAACCGGUCGGUCCACGGUUUAGGCAAAUGGUGCGCAAAACUCAGGACUGGUAAAUUUCGUCCAGGAAUCGCGUUACCAUUUGUACGAAUCAGUUCCAUUUACUGGAAAACGACCGCGAACACAAAUUUCCGCUUGGAAUAUUCCGUCUGGAAAAACAGGACUACCUUUUCAACUGUUCCGUUGCUCCCGGAAAUUUUCCGAUGGAACGACCAAAGAAGUCAUUUUCCUUUUUAGAUAGAUGGAUAGAUAGAUAGUUUAACAGAGAUGAAUUAAUUGCGAUAAGGUUUACAAAUGCAAUAAUUUACAACUGUACUAAAUUACAACUAAUUAAAGUUCUUUUCAACGAUUUGAAGAAAGAUGAUCCAACAUAAUUUACGAUUUUAUAACCGUUAUAAAAUCACCAAUUCAAAAGCAUGCGUCAAGUUGCUAUAUACAUUAAGAAAGAAAAUUAUAUCUAGUUCUCGACUACUGUAAACAUAACUUAAAAGAAAACCUAUUCUUGCAUCUUUCAGUUUUACCCUGUGAACGAAUAAAUUUUCUUUGUUCUCUCAGAGAGAAGCUUGGCUAGUAUUUAUUUGGAAGUAGUUUGUGGAGACUGUGAGAUUGAUUAGCACAUAUUUCAUGGGAAAAACUUUGCCGCAAUUGCUCCUCUUCGAUCAAUACAAUACAAUACAAUACAGUGCAAUAUUCUUCAUUUAACGAAGUUGACGUAAUAGCCGGUUGACAUACCGAGCUCGAUAAACUCGUAUCGAGCUCGGUUGCCCAGAAAACUAAACUGAUUCCCCGGAUGUUUACCGGUUUCUGGGUAAUCGAGUUCGAUUUUUUUCAGUCCGGGACCCGAAUAUCGGAUGUUUAUCGUUUUCUGGGAUACCGGGUCCCAUAUUUUCCAGUCGGACCCGAAUAAUAACUCGGACUCGACUGCUUUAUUCGGACACGAACUUAAAUCGGAUCCGAAUUGCAGCAGUCGGGUCCGAUCUAUUUCAGGUGGGAUCUCAAAGAAAUCGGGCUCGAUUUAAAGUAAUCGGGUCCGAAUUGUUUUGAUCAGGCCCGAUUGAGAAUUGGACCCAACUUGUCGGCGGGAAUAGAAUUUGUGCCCGAAUUGUUUCACAUCGGGCCCGACUUCCCAUUUGGGGGGAUAUUCACUCAGUAUUUACGCAUGCUUUGUGGCUCAAUUUUCCUAGGAAAAAAAUGUACUGGGAAAAAAGAUCGUUGUACCAUGUUUGGAUGUAAUAAUGAUCGCUUUUUUCAACUUCAACUCCAACUUUAUUCAUUCACUUUCAAUUUACAAUUACACAAUAGCUUCCACCCGCGUAUAGGAGAGCCUAAUCAACGGGGGAAUAGACACACAAAUUUAAAGAAAGAAAAGAAAAAAAGAACUAUUUUACAAACAGUAGCAGGUGUCGCAAAAUAAAAGCUAUAGUAUGUAUUAAGCUAAUUCCAGAGAAUUAUACAGUGAAGUUUUCGGAUGUCUAUCGUUUUCUGGGAUACCGGGUCCCAUAUUUUCCAGUCGGACCCGAAUAAUAACUCGGACUCGACUGCUUAAAUCUAAUUAUGAGUUUCAACAACUCUCUUUUUCCCACCCUUUAUUGACUGUAUUUACCUCGUCCCGCGCUUGAGAGGUUGCUUUAAAAGAAAUAUUGCUAUAUGGAAAAGAGGAAGGUAAAAAAUAGAUUUAUUAUAGUCUUUAUGUACUCAUCAGCUUAAGUUUACUCAACAAUAAUUGAACUAAUAAUCUAAGUUAAGCUUAACUAUUGAACUGCAACCACAAGAUAUGACUAUAGACAAUUAUAAUAAAAGAUUUGCUAGUAAACUGAUUUAUUUAGAUGAAUAGCUGUAUCGACCAGUAUCCACCAAUUUUGUUAUGUCUUUUAAUUUAAAUUUUCUGCUCCAAAUAUCAGGCAAUUACUGUUCCACUUGGUCUCAAGUGUCUACCGACAUCAUAAUAUAGAAAUUUAAGUUUAAGAAAGAAGUAGAAAUGCUAUCCUAACUACGUAGUUUGGUCUUGCUCUUUUGGACAUUGUUCACAUAUGUACAUUACAGUGCAACACCUUUAAUGCAGUCUCCAGUGUGCCCCCCCCCCCCGAAAAAAAAUGCCAUCAAUUUCCGGAGCAGGGUCAGGUACCGCAAAUCUAGCCAAUUAGGUUAUAGGGCGGUGUCAGGGUUAAGAAGGUAUAUCGAGGUAUUUUCCCAGUAAUUCUUCCUUCUCUCCCUCGUCAUCAACUCGGUCAGAUCUCGAGCAAAAUCUUUCCCUCCUCCUCCCCUUUCACCUGCCUGCUGGUUAUUAUUGUUCACGGUAUUUCCUAUUUCUUCUUUUUUCCUUUUCUUAAAUAUUUAGUUUUGUAGUUUGUGGCGGAUUUUUGUUGCCCUAUUUUUUAUUUAGUAGGUUAAUCGGUUUACAUAUAUUGAUGUGUUGUGAUUCUGUUAGCUUUGAUUUCAUUAAACCUGCCACAACUGUGGCCAGAUUUAUCCGACACAGUUGUUUGUUUAUAUUUUAAUUAUGUUCCUUAUCGGAAAGUACGUAACCGGAAAUGCAAGCAGAGCUCGCGCAGAGUUGGGCCUUGUUUUGAACACAUGGCUUGAUAUAAAAUAAAUUUUAUAACUUUUGAAACAUUGAAUGGCUCCGGCCGUUAUCUUGAAGAUAUUUUAAAAUUUUACCAUCAGUCAAGAACAUUAUAGUCAUCAAGGGAUCAUUUACGCCUUGAAGAACCAAAUUUUAACAUGAAAACUUAUGGCCAGCGAGGGUUUUACGUUGCUGCCACCCGCCUAUGGAACAAGCUCCCCUUUGAAAUUCGAGCUUGUUCUGAUGUUAAACUUCUUAAAUCUAAGUUGAAAACGUUUCUUUUUAAAAAGGUAUAUGUCAUUUAGUUUCAUCAUAUUUGUUUUUGUUUUCUUUCCUUUUUAAGAUGUGUAUGCUAUAAAUGUUCCAAUAUGUACAGUAGGGUUAUAUGUAGGCUUGUGAUUAAUGACAUUCUUAUGUCCUUUUUUACAUCGUAAAGCGCUUAGAACAGCAAUGUAUAAGCGCUAUAUAAAUUCCAUUAUUAUUAUUAUAAUUAAACUUACAUUUUUUGCUAGAGUCUCAGAAUCUUUAUCAAUGCAGUUUGUAAACAUAAUCUUAAUAAACAGAAAGGUAGAGUCCGAAAAUAAUGUGAUUUUCAUUUUCUUUAAUGUCAAUGAACAACUAUUUUUAAAAAGCUAAAGCGAUGUUUGAAGAAUGACUUUUCAGCUGCACUGUAGCCGUGAUUUCGUGAGCAAUCACAACGUGAGCAAUCACAACGGUUCAGUGUCACCAAGGUGUAUUUAUAUUUAGCGCCUGUGGUCUGACCUGUGACCUGACCUGUGGCCUGUGACCUGUAAUCUGACCUGUGACCUGUGACCUGCACUUUAGCCCCGCCGUUUUCAGUACCGACAGUAUUUUGAAGAAGAAAAAAAUCAAACGCGCUAGUAUUCUGGUACUCACUUUUUAUCGAAAAAUACGGGCUGAAUAAUGGUAAUUCGCUAAGGAUGACGGAACAGGAAGAUAUUUCGUCUUGUUACUUUACUAUCGAGGAAACUUGGAGCCGUUAAUACAAUUAAGUUACUUUGCUCACGCGUCACUAUAUUUACCGGACUUCGAUACUUUCGUUUGGAGGCUGCCUUCAGGAACCCAAGCCAAUUCUCAGGUAUGUUUUAGAUAAAUGUCUAAAUGUGUGAAUAAACGAGGAGUGAGAAAAUUUGGAGCUAUAGUUGUUUUCUGCGGCAUUAUUCUUCAUGUUGUACUAAAUUAAAGCUUUUGCCACCGUAAAAACCUGUUCUUCGUUUUUGAAUUAUGUCAGUUCAGCGAGUCUCGAUAUUGCUUUGGAAGUAUCUUCUAGUGAAAGAAGAAGAGUUGUUUUAUUGAUGGAAAGUGUCCAAAUUUCUCCUUGCGGCUUUAUUUGCGAACGCAAGGAGAGUUGAUGUUAGCAAAUUUCGGGUUGAAAACACGGCCAUUUUGAGACUCCGACCACGAAAACUGAUAUUCGUACUCUUCUCGAAAAUAAAGCCUUUUUGCGAGAACAACUUACAUCAGAUUACUUAUCUACCUAAAGGCUAUUUAUGGACAAAAAAAUGGAGGAAAUCGAUUUUUCAACUCUUGUCACUCAAUGGUCGAUAUUUUCUGACCGUCGCUUUUAAGCCAUGAAACAAUAGUCCACUUUUAAAGAGCUCUAAAAAAUUUUCAUAGAAACGAACAAAAAGUCGUAUUUGAUAUGUUUCACAUAAACUAUUCAUCUCCAACAUUUCUCUUUCCUGACUUUAAAGAGUAAGCAACCACCUUAAGAAACGCAAGAAACCUGCCCUUCUUCGAAAUAACAAGCUUCAAAAUAGGCUCCGAAGCUGGUCACAAACAUCGCUGCUUUAGAGAACGUGUUUAAGUCCGAUCUUUUCGCUAGCGUCGCCAAGACAUGGCUGAAUGCUGACAGAUACCGUUUAACGAUGUUGAAAAAUUCUCAGAGCGAGGACAGCGGCUUGGCAGCGUUCGCAGUGACGUGUUAGAUUCUGAUUAGUCCUCCGCCAUUUUGAAAAUCGAAAGGCGGGAAUACAAGAAACAGUGGCGAGAGCUAUAGUGCGUAUGUCUUGUGGUUUUUGCUCUCUGUCAAUUCCAUUAAAUGAUUGGAAUCCAGAAUCUAAGUUCCUGUGAAAAAUACUGGAAUCCAGUACCUGGAAUCCAAAAUCCACAGCGUGGAAUCCAGGAUCCAAGACCGUCUGUCCUGUCUAUACGAUGACAAUGAACCUUUUGGACAUUCCCAUCCCAUUCAUACAAAUUUCCACUUCGACUGAAUGGCAAUUUAAUGUUUAUGAGUUUCUUGAGCGAUGAAUUCACGCCUUAAUAGCAGAACUUAGUGACUGAUUCUGUCGGUUUCCGGUCGUCAUGUUUGUGCACAUCUGGCGCGGAUGAACAACACUAACAUGACGUCUCCACACAAAUUUCCAUAAAUUUGGGUGCAUCGUUUCCCCGAAUGUCUCGCGUAUGAAAAAUUGCGCUGGCGUGAAUCUCAGCUUGGAUAUUCACACAUUUACCUUCUUUCAUAUUCAUGAUUCUGGACUUUAUCUUAUGAACGGUUUUAAUUUUUAAUAGCGUGACCAAAACUAGCAAUUUCUUUUAAAUCAAAUUCGGUCACACUAGCUGUGCAGGUUCCCUGAGCUUUUGUCCCUUUCAGUUUCUAGGAACUGGGGAAAGCCCCUUUAGCUUCCGGUAACUAUCAUUGUCGAUUACUCACGAUUGUACGCAUAGCUUUAACCUUCGGAAAGUGAAUAUACAAACAUUUUUUAACAUAUAAGCUUAGCGGUGGCAUUUUGGCUUCAGUGCAGUCCAUUAUAGACCAUUGAAAGAAGAAGUGAUUUGACCUUCCAGUUUAUUUGAGGUAAAGGUAUUAAUUUUUUUAAAACAGUACACAAACGAUGUCAAACAUUGCAAGGUUAAUAUUGCAAGUAUACUCAUACUGAAAGCGUUUGACAAUUAAAUAGAUUAUUUAAGUUAUACCGUUUCCAAGCGAACCAGUACGGAGUCUGUAGCAUAUACAAGGUAGGUAUGUGUAUAACAUUAGAAAACGCAAUCAAUUAAGAAGAAGUACAGAAACAUUAAGAAGAAUGACGGUUAUGGCUACUUUACCAGCAAAUCGGAAAAAAAAACAAUGCGAAUAUUUAAUUCCCUGUUCAUUUCUAACAAAUAAUAUAUAUUUAAAGAUCUUCUCUAUCAAGGUUAACCCGAAUAAAAGGCGACUGAGCUUGACGUUUUUGAAUUAAAACUCUCAUGCAGGCCACUAUAAACAAUAUAUUAGGUUGAAUGUAUUACAUGUGCCUGUUCUGACGUAUCCGGCAGCGGUCUUAGCUCUAACCAUAAGAAAUUAGCAUUUAAAAAUGGAAAACGAUACAAUUUUCAGUUUCGGUUUCUAGAUUAAACUGAAGGGGGAAACCCCUUCUGCUAUACAAUUCAGGUUGCCCAGUGAUCCCUGCACUGCGUUUUCCCAGUCCCUCUUGGUAAUCGGUGACGUAUCCGAGGGAGUUAGAAAAGCAAUAUUUGUUGCUCUAUAAACUGUUGGGGGAUCCGAAGAAUUUCGACGCCAGUGAAAAGCCUGGAGACCCUGUUGACCCGGUUAUACAGCAUGAAACUCAACUCUUCGUCUUGCUUCCUUUAAUCCAGCCUGACGAGGACAGUUGCAUAAUUUGAAGUCAACAACAUGGCAAUACCUCUCUGUUUGCCCAACAACUGUCAAUGGAAUCCGGUUACAGGUGAAUACACCAAGAAAAAGGAACGACGUUCGUCGCUCUAUGUCGUGGAUAAAGCUCUUCAGAAACUGAGGACUGUGAAAGGUAAACGUUAUUCAUUCCACCCUUGGUGAAUGGCCCACUGUUUUCGGACGUUUAUAUGUGUUGGCUUGAUUAACCGCGGCAGGAUUAGCUCAGUCGGUAGAGUGUUUGACUGCAAAGCGGGAGAUCGCAGGUUUAAUACCCGGGGCCGGACCAGUACGCAGGGUCUUAGAGUAACUGAGAAAUGAAGAUACUGCGUUUGCGCUGCCAACAGCUAGACCUUGGCGUUUCUCGGAUGGCCACUUAAAGUAAAAAUAGUGUCGCACUCAAAGAAAGUGCAUUUUUUCUAAAGCCUCAGCGUAAGAACGGCCAAAGAAAAAUACCGGGAAGGGAAUGCCGUUUAAUAGUAGGGGUUGAUAUUUAUUCUCAUAAUUGACCUAGGUAAAUAAAAGUAUGACCAUUAAGUAUGACGAAUUCGCUAGACAAAAAAAAAAAAGGAAGAAGAAAACAACCACAACAACAACCUAUAAAAGGUGAAGUAAUUAACAGAACUUCCUAUACUGAACGUUAUACACCUAUUUCAAUUAAGGUUGCUUCAGAGGAGACUGAUGCGUAAUCCAUGUUUCAUAGCCCGCGGUGCAGUAUUGUAGCAAGUCUAGUAAAUUAUGUGCCCGCAACGAACCUAGAAACCUAGAGAGCAAACGCUGCUGACGCUUCUAUGCUAUAUCAGCAGAAAGAUAAGACAAUGUAUUUCAAAACACUGAAUCCUAGGCUUUUAAAUUUAAGACAGUGAUUUGAGGUUAGCUUUCUCUCUGUGGUAGUAUGCAAAAACUGAAAAUUUUCAGCGAGUUUGCUUAGCUCGUGCAAGUGGGAAUUUUGGAUGGAGUUUAAUUCAAGGUAUUUUUUGAACAACAAUAAAUAACUUAACAUUAGGUGUUUAUCUAUUUUUGAGGCAACUUUUUUUUAAACUGAAUAAAAAAAAAAGAAUAGCGUUGAUUUGCUUUAAUGAAAUAACCAGCAUUCUGGCCCAUGCAAAAACGCAGCUUAAUCAGGCGGUAAACUCCCCAUUCAUUAAUGAGGGGGGCAUUGGGAUUUUCGGUUUUGCGGUUUUGGCUAUUUUUUAGAUCGGUUUUUCGGUUUUUGUUGUAAAAGACUUCGGUUUUUCGGUUUUGGUGGUCAUUGCGGUUUGCGGAUUUUUCGUUUUUUAGCAUCUGGUUUUCGGUUUUCGUGAAAAAUACUAGCGGUUUUUCGGUUUUGGUACCCGAUGUGGUUUUUGGUUUUCGGAAGGGCAGUGAGGUUCAAUAAUCGACUGCUUUUUUGAGUAUCUGUUUAUUACCACAUUAAACCUUAGAGCAAGUUCCUGCUACCAUGUAAAACUGAAAAGGAACUAAUUGUAUCGGUUAGCUUCCUCAGUGUCGACUCAGCUCAGUGCAAUCGCAUGUUAGACAAUCAAGUCUCCAAACUUGCAGGUGUUAGUUAUCUGCAAAUGGAAAUGUGCGAUUAGAGAUUUUCGAUUGAAGUUUCCAGAGCUAUAGCUUUUUGCGACUGCAAAAUUGCAAUUCUAAAGAGGACUUGUGUACAAAUUCUCCUAAGUUAACUAGGCUCCAUAACUAGCCGCUUUUCGGAAAUUGAGCCGCAAAGUCUGGGCUCGAGAGAGCGGCAGAAACAAAGCCUAUGAUUUAAGCAGACACAAAAAGAUACGAAGGCUUCAGACAAAGUCCAUGACAUUCACAAAUACUUUGGUGAAAUUAGUGUUAGUUUAGUUUGCUCUAUAUGCCCCACUUGUCACCAUUGUAUCCGUUUUUGACGGUUUUGUAUGCGGUUUUCGGUUUUGGCCGAAUUUUUUUGCGGUUUUGCGGUUUUGGAUGAUUUUUUCCUUCGGUUUUGCGGUUUCUAAUAUACCCCAAUGCCCCCCUUAUUAAUGCUGUUAAAAGAAGAGGCUUCUAAUUUUUUACUAUGAGAUUUUAAAAAUGAAAUUUUUCAGCUCGCUCAUGCUUAAGAAUUUUGUCAGUCAUUUGUCUUGAAAGCUCUCUUGAAUGCCCUUUCCCAAUUGGUCUCCAUUAUUUCAAUGAAUAACGUGAACAAGAUUAAACUUCCCGCUCCAAAAGGGUUUACCGGUUACCACAGUGCACUGCAGGUUAUGAAACAUGUUACACCGGAACAACCUUAAUUGAAAUAGGUGUAUAUCAGGAGGCUUAGUGAGUCAUCAGCCAGAAGUUCUCCUCAGGAGGACCUUAUUUUACAGGUAAGUAUAAUAUGUGAGGGCUAACUAAUAGACAAUGUUAAAACAUUUUAUUUAAGAAAACCAGCCAUGAAAUCAGGCUAUAUUCUGUAUGCAUAUCAUGCUGCAUAUCUGAUUACUUUAUAUUACCUAUGAAAGACGGGACACUCGAGCUCUUUUCCUGAGCAACCAAGGACUGGUGGGAUUAGUGAGGCGUAGCAUUUUUAGCUAUCAAAACAAGAUUAAAAAUACACUAGUUCUUUUAUACGAGUCACUGUAUUCUUUUUUUCUUGUAUGUUAUUUUAAAAUCAUCCAUUCAUUUAGUCUGAGAAAACAGCCAACAUUUCACGACGCCACCACUGGUUUCCCCACCAACUCAUCGACCCGUGAAAUUCCACGGAUGACUCGUCAUUACGCAGAUCUUGGUAAUGCUUCUGAUUGGUUGAAGCAAAUUUUCACGUCAAUUCGCUGGGAAACCAGUGGUAGCUUCGCGAAAUGUUAGCUUUUUUCUUAUUUAAUAUGUUUUCAAUUAACCACUCUUGUACGUUUACGUUUGUUUUUUAUAUUUUUUAUAGGACCCAUUUGUGUAGUGUCGAUCGCUGGUGCGUACCGCAAAGGGAAAUCAUAUGUACUAAGCGAAGCUUUUGAUCAACCAGAAGUUUUUCCUCUUGGACACCACAUGGAUCCAGAAACCAUGGGAAUUUGGAUGCAUAUUAUUCCAAAAACGUUCCGUGUAAGCUCCAGCACCUCAAGUAUACAAUGCUAGCUGCUUUAACUGUAGAUAAUUAUAGCGCGGGCAGCGGAUCCUCAUAGCUAGAGAAAUUGGGAAGGAAUCAUCCGAGAAAAUAUGGUUAUCACGUUAGCGUGCAGCUAAGAGACCGUCCGUGCAGACGGUGAGGGUAGGGGUACAAAAACUCAGUAGGGUACGGGAGGGAAUCUCAGACGUGCACCUUGCGUUUUGUUUUGGCCACACUUCCACAGAGUAAAAUGUGAAUGUUUUUCUAUCAUAAAUUUCGGGGCGAUAGUGAAACUGACAAACAACAAACAGGCUCCCAUUACUCCGCCAGUGUUGCUCUCUUUAACUUAGACCUCAUUUAACAUUCUUCGCUCAGUUUAAGAGUCUUAGAUCAAGUGGUAUGGUUACAAAAUCAAUACAAUGCAAACCAAUUAUAGCCAAGUUAUAAUGCAGGGCAUAUUCAUUCUCAAAUGAGAAAUCGAAGUGACUUAUGACUUAAUUAAUUCCAUACAUUUCUGUCAUUUAUGUCAGUCUACUAUCUUGUCUCGAAAAUUUGAGACAUCAUUUUUCGAAUCCCUUUUCUGAUUGUUGCUGAACAUUUUGGCCUUCGUUGAUUAAACUCUUUCUUUCAUCGAACGCUGCUGUGAGCUACUUAAGUUCUUACUUAAAGACAGGCAAAGUUCAAUCGGAGGAUUUGUCUUUUUGGUUAUUAUUUAGGAUUCAAGAGGCCGUGAAUUCACGGUCGUGUUAUUGGACUCCGAGGGAAUUGAUGCUGUUAGUGGAGAAGGAUUAGACGACAAUCAAAUAUUUACACUUACAGUUUUACUGGCUUCUGUGCUGAUUUAUAACUCCUCAGGGGUCCCGACAAGGCACGAUCUUGAAGGUUUGGAGUAUCCUUUAAAGGCUUAGGUCCGCAGUAAAGGUUUAGUUGCUUGCGUCUUAAAUUUAACUAUCCGGACCGCCGCAUCGGAAGUGUUGGAGCCAGGAAAAUGUAACAGAGAGAUAUUGAAGAUGGUUCGCAAUGUUUUUUUCCUUAUUUAUCUUGGAAAUGGUUUGAUGAUCAAUGAUUUAUUUAUCAGCACAAUGAUUGAAUUGUGAAAAAGAUUGUCCAAUCGCUGUCCAUCACAGUUGUCGGAACUCAUGCGUAAAAAGGCGAGUUGUGAGGCCUUGGUAACAGGUGACUCAGUUUCAUCUAAUUUUUUGACCAGAUUGCUAUAAGCCACUUUGUACUCGAUGUUUUUUUUUUUGACUGUUUGCGAAAAAGAAAAUCUUGAAAGUAUUUUAUUUAAAUAUUUAGAUACAAAAAAUAAAAGACGUUCGAACUUGUGGUUAUAAAAGACGUUAAGCUAGGGUGUUAAUAAAGGGGUGGGCUACCGACGCUAUAGCAAACUUUUUUUACGUUAAAAAGUGGUAUAACUUUAUGUUGAACAGUUUUUGGCAUUUGUUUGAUGUGGCAGUACUCAGAAGAUUUACCAGUUGAAGUAAAUUGCUGAAAUGGGCUAAAAACGUAGCUAGCCACCUUGAACUAGAGAGCUGGUAAUAAUUGCAAACACAGUCUAAACCUUCACCGAUGACACGAAUUUCACUCAGCUCAAUUAGUUGUCCAGUUACAAACUUUGCGGUAUGAACUUUCAGAAGUUGGUUGAAUAUGAUCGUCCGGGUGAACGUAGUCCUGAAUGGGACUGUUGCUGUUGACAGUGACUGAAACUGGUGCGAUAGUCAUCUUCAGAGUAAAAAAAUAUAUAUAUUAAUGAAAAAAGAGAGAAAAAAAAAAAAAAAAGGAAGAAGAAGAGUGAACUUUUGAAGUAUGGCCUUUGUUGUGAGAAUUGUGCAUUGUAUAUUAUUCCGUAACUUAGUAUUUAGUUUCAUUGUGAAGCUGUCCAAGCGGAUUAAACUUCGCUCCAACAGCGAAGGGUCGAGCUUGAGCAGUCGUUGUGAAGACACGGAAUAUUUCCAUAAAACUUUCCCAUUCUUUAUAUGGCUUCUUAGAGACGUAACCCAGUCCAUUCCACCUGACUGCACGGAUCUUAAAGAUUACUUCUUGACAAGGGUGAGCUCGUUUACAAGCGUAAUUUUAGGAAUUGGUCUAUAACGACAAGUCACCGUUAAUAUUAUUAUUAUUAUUAUUAUUAUUAUUAUUAUCAUUAUCAAAUAUCAGUAUUAGUUUCAGUAUUACUAUUAUUAUUAUUAUUAUUAUUACUGUGUUUUCAUAAUAAUCAUAACUAUAACAAAAUUCUCAAAUCUUGUUGGCUAUCAACUGCCCUAAUUAUUUAAUUUGUUUUAAAGACCGUAUUCGUAUUUAUUAUAUGGAGAAGAGUGUUUUACUGGGAACUAAACCACUCAUAGAUUCCAUACGCCACCUCAUCCGGGACCCGAGUGGCGUAUUUUCCGUAUGUCACCUUUGUGAGUGUCGUAUCGUUCAAUGACGUCACGAUUCCCGCCUUUUGCUUUUGUUGAAUUGGUUUCUCCCGUCGUGUUUGUUGUUUAGAAUAAAAACAUGGCGUGCAGGUUUGCGUCCAUCAGCGACGAAGAAGUUAAAGAGUUUACAGAAAAACUUGUAAUUGAAAAUGAGAACACGAAGAAGCAAACCUUGUACGACAUAAAAGUUUUCAAAGAAUAUCUUGACGCCUGUGACGAGAAAAGGGAAAUUGAAGAUAUUACGCCCGUGGAACUGCAAGAAAUCAUCAAAAAAUUUGUUCUUGCUGUGCGAAAGAAAAAUGGUGAAGAAUACGAACCCUCGUCCCUCAGAGCGUUUAUCCAAAGCAUCGACCGGCAUCUUCGCGAAAACAACUGUGGAGUCUCCGUGCUUAACGACAAGGAAUUUCACGAAGUGCAAGAUAUUUUAAAGAAGAAACAAAAGCAGCUGAAAUCCAUCGGGAAAGGAAACCGGCCUAAUGCAGCAGACCCGCUGUCAGAUGAAGACAUUGACACUUUUUACAGCCGCAAAGUCUUAGGAAUUCACACUCCUAAAGCUCUAUUAAAUAUACCCUCCGGAUGAACAACUGUACCUUCUUCGGUAUGAGGCCAGGAAAAGAGCAGAGAGACCUUUGCUGGGGCGAUUUGCAAUUAAAAACAGAUUCGGAGGGAAACUGCUUCAUCGAGUUUAACAUUGAAAGACAAACGAAAACGCGUACCGGCGAAGACCCUCGAAAUAUUAGAGAGAAGAAACCUAAAAUGUACGAAGACAAGAGUAACGCAUAUCGCUGCCCCGUCAACACCUACUUGCAAUUGGCUUACAAAGAGCACCGGCCCACAAGCAUGAUGACCGAUGAAUCUUCUUUCUAUCUUGCGGUUAAUAACGAAAACUCGAAACCUGGUCAAAUGUGGUUCAAAUGCUCUCCGCUUGGAGUCAACUCCUUGUGAAGCAUGCUCAAGAACAUGAUUCGGGCCUAGAAACAGAUGAAAAACUUGUAAAUCACAACACAAGAAAGCAUUUGGUUCAGAAGCUGGUUGAAAAUGACACACCGCCAGGCGAAAUCAUUCAGAUCACACGACAUAAAAACGUUAACUCUAAACAACUACUCAUCUUUAUCCGACAAGAAACAGCAGCAGAUUUCCGCUGUGUUGUCUAAUGCUGCCAGUACCAGCCAAAGCUUGUCAGCCGUAUCUAUUGAAGAGAAUACUGAAGCGGAAAGCUUUUUAUCGGGUGCAACUUCGGGAAGUUUAUUUCAAAAUUGCCAAAUCGCAACGGUAAAUGUCCAAGUUUAUCAGUCCGGUCGAACUGAAAAGUCUUCAAAGAUUCGUUGUGAAAAGAAACUGAAAAUCACUGUAUCUGAUGAUUCAAGUCAAAGUCAGUAUUUUUUUCAGUAUUUACGUGUAAUAUUAGCUCACAGAAUUUUGCUUGAUUGGGUUUAGUGUCUCUAUAUACUUGGCACCAAGUACUUUUGUAUUUUCUGUUUGCAAUAAAGCCCAGGCUUAUUUGUAAAACUUGACUACUUUAAAACACAAUAAAAUCGGAAAUAUUUAAUAUUCAGUCUCCAUAUAAUAAAAAGAACAUUACACGUUGGCGAGAAGAUAUGAAUUUUAUGUUCUCGUGGCAAGAACAUUAUCUCACUCGUUCGCUUCGCUCACUCGUGAGAUAUUGUUCUUGCCACUCGAACAUAAAAUUCAGAUCUUCUCGCCACCGUGUAAUAUCCUCUAUUUAUUUUACUAAUAGUAUUUUUGUUUAUUUGAUCGUAACUCUCUGUUCGAUCUUCAUCCCAACUUGUUAGGUUUUCAAAGAACAAGACUUCUCUCGGUCAGAUCCUGCCCAGCAAGUAGCCGAAAGCAUUUUGCGUUUCUUUCCUGGUUUUCAAGCCUUUAAACUUCCCCCACCAACAGUUGACGACGAAGUACUGCAAAAUAUCAACAGGAACAAAGAUCGGUUGAAUCCUAAGUUUUUAGAAGGAAUUGACCAAUUCAAACGAUUGCUAUGGUCCACUCUGGUCCCUAAGCAAGGCCCAAACGAUGGAGAAGUGGUGACUGGUGUAGGUAUGAUUUUAAACUGGUUUCAGUUAUAAAAACAUUAUCCAGGAAAAUUACAGGACACAAUUUUCAGUAAUAUGGUAUCUUAACUUAAAGGGGCUAUAUCGCUAGGAUACUGCUGUUUUUAAGUCAAAUCUGUGCUGAAGCCAUUUGAUGGUUGAUGGCGCCUUUACCCAUACAAAUAUGUGCUCCUGUAGAGGGAACACUAACACUGAUUUUUGCAGGCAUAUCAUUAAAACUUGAAAAGCUGACCCGACUUUUUCAAGUUUUAAUCCAUGUCCAUUCCUACCAUCCUUUACAACAGACGACAGGAAACAGUUUCAGUGCCUGAAUAUCAGGGGUCUUGAGUAACAAAACUGUACCAUUAUUUUUGGAAGUUUAAUUGAUGCGGGGACAAAUUUGUUUGUUUGUUUUUGUUGUUGUUGUUUUACGAUAGAGAGUAGCGUAACAUAGCCCCUGUAAGUCGGUUUGCAAUUAUUUUUAAAAUUCCUAAUUUUCUUUUUUCAGGUCUUGCAGCUCUAGUGCAGCUCUACGUGGAAGCUAUAAAUACCCCUGGUGUAGUUCCAAGCGUACAAUCAGCUUGGGAUACUUUUGUAGGGGUAAAGUGCACAGAAGCAUCGCAGGCGGCAUUGACCAUUUACGAUUCUCUGAUGAAGUCAGGGCUGUCAGGCCGCCUGCCAUGUGACAAUGACGUCAUUCGACAAAAUCAUGACGCAGCUUUUGAGAAGGGAGUCGCUCAUUUGGAGGAUGAGACAUCUGGACUAUCAGCUGUUACAACUGAGAAGGUCAUGAGAGAAGUUACGGUAAGCUUAGUGAACAUCUACAACAAUGUAUCCCCUUGGCUUCUUCUUAAAUGGAGAGAAAUUCUUUGAUACUUUACGAAACUUUUUUUUAAGUGGCGUCAUAAGCAACGACUUCUGAACUUGGAAAAGCAUGUUUUCUUUCUUUUUUUUCUUUUUCAUCUUUUUAUUAGAUGUGUAUGUGUGAAAGGAGACGACUAGAAAGGUCUAAAGACAUCCCUCUCCCAAAUAUAUUUCAUUAAACUUUGUCGUUGUAUCACUUAACCCUAUUCAGACCGGGGGGUGGGCCUUUUGAUGAACCCGGCCCCCUCGCUUAAAAGUUGAAUACCCUCAAAACUGUUCAAGCUAAUUGGCAUUAUUUUAUCAAAGUUACUGUCACUGUUGAUGAAAUCCAGGCUUUUUAGUGACUAGUUUGAGAAGAAAACAUAAGUCAAUGUGACCAAAUGGCAGAUGCUGAGUUUAAUUUUCAACAGUGUUCAUUUCCUUCGAAAUUGCGUAUUUUGCAGGUUUUUUUGCUUCCUAAGCAUCCUUUUAUACUCAGAUUAAGUUUUCUAUUAAAAAUUCCUCGAUUUUUACCGGUUUUAAGUAAAAUGGAGUACAUUAAAAUAAUUCAAAAAGGUGGAUCCAAGAUGGCAGAUGCUUCCAGUUCCCUUUUAGUAAUAAAUAACGUCAUUGUGACAUCACUGCUAUUGUUUAAGGUUAUUUAUAUGUUGACAACUUCUAGCCUGCAAACGGCAGACGUUUCUCCUCGCUCAUCGCCGCUGGGGGACGUUUCGCGAGGAGGAACGUCUGCGACUCAGCGACAGAAAUUCCAUACUGAUGACGUAAAUGAAUGUUUACAUAACAAAUCCAGCAGUCAUGGGGUUCCAAAUGCAAAUUUGUUCAAUUUUACGUUUCUCCUUGUCGAUUUUGGUAAAGCGUUGUGUUGAUCUGCGAAUGAACUCCAGCAAAACUCGAAUGCUUCUUCCAGAGAAGACUAUAUUCCACAAAUAUUGACUGUUUCAUUAGAGAUUUAUCGCGUUUUCAUUUGACCUUUGCGGCCUUUUGUCUUUUGUCUGUUAUUCGUAAACAAUAGCUAAAACAAUGAGACUUCUCCGUGGACCAAUUAGCGCUUCUGACCGGAUGCCGGACAGAUUUUGCGUGACUUUAUCAAACACCUUACUAUCUAGAUAUUUUUCGGUUAACGUGUACUUUGAGGGAAAUUUGGAUUCUGCCAAUAAAUUCGACAAUCUGUGAAAGUUUGGUGGCCGUAGCGUGAGCAGUCUUGUAGAUAUAGAGGAGAUCUUAUAGAGCCUCCCCCCCCCCCUGGUCGCAGGAAUAGGGUUAAUAUUAUACUUUGUAUAUUUUCUUGCUUCCCGUCCUGUAAUGACAGGAUGACUUUUUUCCGUUUGCUUGAUUUCCAGGCAGCAUUUGACAAACGGUUGGCCUCAUGGAAGAAUGAAAAUGACAAAUUAACACGAGAUGCCUGCACCAGUCUUCUCAAGCUACUCAAAAAAGAACACUUGGGUCCAGUACUCGAAAAGCUACAUGGAGGGGAGGGUGCACAAGUCUCAUUUGAGGACAUUAUUCAAGGGUACAACCGACUUGAACAGGACUUCAAAGUGAAAGCCAUUGGGGCUAAAGAUGUUUCUGCUGCCGUUUUCUUUGAAUUUCAUCCGGUAAAAAGCUGUAAAGUUCUUACUUCUAAGAGAAAGAGAGGAAAGUUUUAAAAUCGAACUCGAAAUGGGCAGCUAAAAACGGGGAAUGGGCAACCCACCGUUUCAGAGAAAUAAAGACAGUUUAACCUAUAAUGAAUGUUUGGGCAGGCAAAAAGUAUUUCAAGUAUAUUCGAGCCUUUUUUAUGCCCAAAGAAUAAUACAGACAAGUAGAGUGCAUAAAAAGGCGAAUUUUCUUCACGGCUAUGGUGAACUAAGCACUAAAUGACCUUCCCCCAGAUUUGAAAACUGCUUGAGGUGUUGGCAUAUUGGUGAAUAGUUUAACUCUUAAAAGGAAAAAAAACUUUGACACUGGCGUAAACUGGUGACCAAUCAAUAGAGUGACCAGUUAAUAAGAAUUGGCAUUAUAUGUAUUGCACCACUUUUCUUUAAAAUUUAUAUCAGGUUCUAAUGGAGGAAAUGCAGCGAUAUUUGGGGGUACUACGACAGCUCAAAGAUUUCGACGAAAACUUGACUCGAGAAAUCGCUGCAAGAGCCUACCAAGAACAGGAAAGAGUGAAGCUUGAGGUACAUGUAGUGGAAAAACUGUGACGUCACAAAAAUCCACAUUUAUGAAAGUCUGGGAUUGGUUAGCAUAUUUAGAAAUAACCAAAAUAGCCCAGUUGCCAAAAUUCAGCCUAAAUUGGUGGGGAAAUAUAGGCACCGUUUACUCUAUACAAAUGCUUCCAAAUUGGUUUGCUAAUUUAGAACGAUUUAUAUGGAGUCAUCGGAGCAUAACGGUGCUUAUAUGUCCCCAUCAAUUUACAUUAACAGGCUGGUUUUUUAGCAGAUGGGCAUUUUUCAUGAUUUUUUUCCUGUAUAUGCAUGCUGACCAACUCCAUAAUUUGACAAGUUUAAGUGUUUUAAAGUUUACUUCUCUUCUCUUCUGCAAUUCAUUGAUCAUUUAUCAUACUUCAGAUUUGACAUUUGGGGUAUUUAAACAUAAGGUUUACGAUAAGCGACCAUAAGAGACUGUUCAUUUAUUUGAGGGAGGGGGGGGGGGGGGUGGGCUGGUACAUUUUAAUUUUCCUAUUCAUAAUUUCCCGUGGGCAUGUUCUUGCCACUGCAUAACAUAAUGUAGCCCCCCUUCGAGUCUGCACAUGAAAUAAGAUGACCCAACCUCAACGAAAGAAACAGUUUUAAUACAACUUAAAUAAAACUCACCGAACUAUUUAAAGCAAAUAGCGAGUAUCCCUCCUCCCAGAUCUAGUAGUUGUCACUGUGAUCUGAGUAUCAUCCCCUUCCUCAUCAUCAUCCUCUGAAAUCGAGCCAAUCUCGGCAAGGACAUAGUCUGUUUGAACGCUUUAAUCAUCAGAAGAUAAGUAUUCCUCUUCAUUUUCACUACUGCAGAGUGGACUUCCCUCUUCUUGUGUAAAACUCUGUAUCUGUUGUUGAAUAAUGUGCCUUUGCACCUCCAUUAGCUUUGCAUGCUUGUUUGAUGCAGUGCGAAGCCCGUGAUGCUUCAAGUAUUUAACGAUAGCUGCUAUAAGUGUCUGCUUACUAAGGGAGCCAUCUUUAAACAUCGCAUUCCAAUCAUACUCUUGGUAUGUCUUGCUUGCCUCAGCUGACUUUUUAGUUAAAGUACAAAAGGAAGUUGAGAAGGAAGAGCAAGAUAUUAAAGAUCACCUGAACAGCCUCUAUUUUAAGUAUGGCCUAAGUAAGGGGAGCCAAAGAGAUUUUGACGAGGAAAGGAUCACAGUGCUGACAAUGCUCAGGAAAAAAAAGAACUAUCCAAAACAUUCAACAUCUACAUAAUGCAAGGAACAAAUGUCAGGAUAUGUUUCGUGGACACACUCUGAAGUUUAAAUCAAAAAAGGGUUAAAAAAAAAGAAAAUAAAGGAGAGCAACAGAAAGAGAAAAGCUAGACGAGAAGAAGAGAAUUUUGGUUUAAUCUCCAAACUACUGUCUGAUGGUGAGAUUCCAGUUAAGGCAGUCAAUGUGGCUGCUCUGAUAUCCUUGAAAGGGCCUUUAGUUUAUUGGCUAAAGCAAAUGAUGGAAAGAGGGCUUAGAAAUGAUCAAGCUUCUACACUAAUUAAAGAGUACUUGCCCUCUUUCAGCUCCUGUCUUCAAACAGUGAAUCAGAGGACAGUGAAUACUGAGUAAUACAUGAAGUUUAAUUUUCCAAAGUGAAAGGACUUCUAUACACCAUGUUAUGUUGGUUUGUUAUGCCAUCAGUUUGAUAAAAAAUAAUAUUUGACUUGUUCUUUUCGAACGGAAAUUGGAAUGCACAAAAAUACAUGGCCCGUCAGAAAUGGUUGCACAAUUUUAUGCAGCCUCGCCCCCCCCCCCCCCCACCCAUUUUUAGGUGCACAAAAACGUAUGACCCCCACCACAUUUGCACCAGCCCACUCCACAUGACCGGUCCCUAAGCUAAUUUAUCGUUUGUCUCAUGAUAAUCUCUUUGUUAUUGAUCGAGACCGUGACGUUUUGUCCGCGUACUGAUGCAGGCGAUGGUAUCAAUUUACUGAUCACGACUGUUAGUAAUGUCAUGUUGACUGUGAUUCUUGAAUUACGACCUUCAAUUAUCGUUGGUAGGUUUCGAUCCUAUCAUUAACGAGCCGCCAAUACGCAAAUCACUAUAGAUAAUUUCGAUUAAUCUCAACAUGAGUUUUAGCUGUAUCCUCUUUUCAUAGGAGGAACACGCCCGUUUGCAGCAAGAAAAUCGUGAACGACAAGUGGAGGCAAGUAAUGGCAGUUCAUAUUUGGUUAUAGCUUUAAAUACCCAAAGCCGAAGGUUAAAGCACCGUGCAAACGGACGCAACAUCGUUGGCCAACAACUCCCAACUUUGUUGUAUGUUACACGUUGCGUCCGUUUGUACACCCUGUUGCAUGUUGUUGGAUGCUGUUGCGUGUUGUUUGAAACCGGUCAAGCUUUUAGCUACGUACAGUGUACAAACGGACUCAACCACCUCCAACAAUGUUGGGAGUCGUUGGCCAACAGUGUUGCAUCCGUUUGCAACGUUUCCGUUUUAAUCCUCAUGGGAGGAUUGAUGGGAUGGGGGGCAAGAUUUUUCGCGUGCCGAGCAUUCCUCUUACCCUUUUACCCUUUAUUUUUAAUUUUUUGAUCUUUUAUUAUUUUUGCCACACAAGAUAAAUUACAGCUGGUAGGGUGACUGUGACGGGGAAAUCUUCGAGAAGCCGACUAGCUUAUAAGAAAUGGAGCCCCUGUAAAAAGGGGCAAUACGGAGGCAAUACGUCCUAGCCGGCAUGAUCACAUGCUGUUUACGGAAAAUUCCCUCAUCCAUGUCACGAAAUUCUGUAUUUUAAAGCCUCCCCUAGAGCAUGACUCAGCAACUGAGGACAUUUCUGCUACGUUUUCAAUGUUGGUUAGCAUGCAAGGAUUUUUCCCAUGCCUAUCGUCAAUAAUUUGCUCACUGGUAAUAGAAGGGGUGGCCCCAGAGUGGUUUUGCAUUGAAAUUGGCAUGCAACAGAAUUUUGCAUGCCCUGUAAGCAUAAUUUGAGGUUCCGUGACCUUCUCACCCAGGCCGCGAGAAGCCUAGGUUCUAGUAAUAAGUAAUUCAUACCCAGCAAAAUCUCCGGCAUGCCGGGCAUGCCAAAUUUUCUGGCAUGCCCGGCAUGCCAAAUUCUCUGACAUGCCCGGCAUGACAAAUUCUCUGGCAUGUCGAGCGUGCCAUAAUCUGGGUCAUCCCGGGCAUGCCAAAAUCGGUCUCUGGCAUGCUCUCAACGCACAGGUUAUAAUUCCUUGAAUCUACAGAUAUUUUAAGCCUGGCUUAAAAAAUAAAUAAAUAAAUAAAUAAACAGAUCACCGUGCUUAUCUUUUGAUGUACGGCGGUUACACGAUGACGCCAUUGCUAUUCCUUUCAUUUUCAUAGAUUUGGUUGUCCCAGCGAAGUUUAAAUAACAAAAGCUCUAAUUUCCACAAGAAAGUAAAACCCUGAGGGAUUCUGCUGUAGUAAUAAAACAGCGUCAUCGUGGAGAUGACCUGUUGGGGGGUUGUAAAAACUCCUUACCACUUUUAAUGAGUCUUUAAUAGGAUUCCCAUUUCACAUUGCGAAUAAAAUCACUAAAAAGAGAGACAGAGACUAUUUUCAUUGUAUAAUAAAAUGCAUCUAUGUUCCAUGAAAACUUUUAAAAAUACAAGGUUAUAGAAUAUCUUUCAAAGUUCAUUACAAACUGAGCUAAGCCCCAAAAUCACUGUUCAUCAUUCAGUAAAUUAUGAUGUUUGACAAUGCAAUGUGCUUGGAUAUAACGUUGCAAUUACAAAUCUCUCAAACGCAAUUUUCCCUACGUUAGAAAAGCUGUUUUUAUCUUGUUUCACAUUUUGAUAAAGAGUCUGAGUUCCUCUUUCUUGUUUUGUAGGCUUGCCAGGGAUUAGUGUUUUUGUGUUAUUAGCAGUGUCUGUGUUCUUUGUUUUUAACUCAAAGUAAGUCAGUAAUAACUGACAGUAUCAAAGAAUUGCUCUCUAGAAAAGUAAUUAUCUCCUCGUCAUGUCUGGAAGUUACCUGUAACAAAAAAGAAAUGGAAUGUUAACACAUGCAUGGGCAAUAUGAAAAAAGAAAUAGAACAUGUAGACUCAGCUUCUCUUAACAUAUUUUCAUACUGGCUUGUUGAGUCUGUUAAAGGUCGCAACUAAUUGUCUGAGGCUAAUUUCACAAGAGUGUGCAAUUGAGAUAAAUGCAUGGCAAGUGAAAGAAACGUGGUUUCAGAUUAGCCAAUUUACAUUGCGUUGUUCGAUGAUGUUUACAUGCUCUUCUACUGCGAAAUAAACCUUUGCAUUUGGGAUGGAAAGUCAAGAUUAUCCCGAGUUUGACUGACACUUGAACAACAGUUUUAUUUUUAAGCAGGUAAGGCGUAGACCAUCAUUUCGUAUGUUACCUAGAGUUCUAAUAAAUAGGUCAUAAAAUAGGAUUUAACGAGAGCGAAUUUGUUUCUCAAUCGGUGUAUAAAAAGGUAAGGCUAUCAAAUGAGCAGUUUAUAAAGUAUCAAAAUCAUUAAAUUAAAACCUCACAUAAUUAGGAAAAUUCCUAUACGAAAACAAUGCUAAUGACAUUAAAUUGAUCAGAUAAAAUUCUCACAAAAUAUGUCUCAUUGUUUGCUUUUGUUUUUGCGUAAAGGUAAAUUUUUCGGCCCACAAAGCAAAGUUGAAAAAACGACUAAAUCUUAGUUUUUACAUUGAACAUGUUUAUUAGCUUAGUUUUUGUCCGUUUUAAAAGCUUUAUAAAAGGUUAAAAAAAGGUUAAAGGCCUGUUUAUAGUGGAAAUUGCACUUAGCUUGUCCAGCUAAUUUACAGGCACUCCACUUAAAUAUUUAGAAACAAAUAAUUCAAAUACAACAUAACAGGAUUAAAAACCCCAACUGGCAGAAGGCGACCAGUUGGCUAUUUACAAGCGUGGCCGAGAAUUUGAACUCGGGACGACCGAGCACAAAUCCAGCAAGUGGCCAGAGCGGGACUCGAACCCGAGACCGCUGGAUUGCGAGUCCGACGCGCUGACCACUCGGCCACGCUUCCUCCUAACCCAAUCAUAAUUUUCGAGUUAAAAUAGUACAAAAUCAUUUCAAAAACUAUGUUCAUUUAAAGUAGAGCCGGCAAACGUGAACAUUUUGUAAUUUAAAAGUCGGACCCAGCCAGGUUGUUUAAGCUUACUAAAUAGAAUUUUUUGCAUUUUAGCGUCCUAUAAAUUUACCAGAAUCACCUCUCAGAGGCUUACUGUAGCAAAGCAUUUUGUAGUACACUCGUAGACAAGCAAUGUAAGCCUUAAGUCUUUGCUUGGAUGAGAUGUCCAAAAGAAAAAUUAGUUUUGUGGACCUAAACGCACAUUCCCAGACUGCUUAUAUUGAGUUGUUUACAACUUUGCAUUGACACCUGUAGCAUGUUCACUUUUUUAAAGCGAAAUCCAAAUCUGAUUUUGGCAUUUGAUUUACGGAUAUUUUAUUUUGUCUCCAAAAGUGAUUGUAAUAUCCGUUUGAUUGUAUUACAAACAACGGUCAAACUAUGCAGCAAGAAUAAGUAACUUUACCAGUACAGUGAAAAAAUAUGACCGUAGGUGCCAAAAAUAAUUAUGCUCGAGCUGUAAAAUUAGAUCUGACUUUUUUUAGCUUUGGUUUCUAUAUUUUUGAAGUUUUCUCUAGUCUUCUUAGCAGCAGAAGAAGAUUACAAGACGUACAAACAGAAACAAUCCGAAGUGGACGAGUUGACAGCCACUGAAUGCCAAAAAGCUAAUUCACGGGAUUUGUUCGAUAUUCAGGCUUUUUCUUUACAAAUUAAUACUAAAUCUGUACUUACAGUCUCUCGCAGAAUCCAUUUCUUGUCCAGCAUUCACCAACAUCUCAACCAUGCACCGCAGAAAAAAAAAAAAAGACAAACAAGUGCGAAGAGACAUGACGACAUCGUGACGCCAAAACUUCCACGCUGCAACAAACUACACUGAAUUAGAUUCAUCGUCAUUGGAAAACACUUCUGCGGAAAUUCGGCCGAUUUCGUGCGUGCUCAGGGUAUCUUCGGAUGAAGCAGAUAACGUUGCUCACAGGACUAUCGUCAGCAAGGAGUAAAAGAGUUUGCGAGAUUCGCAUAGCCGACAAGAAGCGCACUGAAAAACCUAAGCAAAAUCUAUCUGAGAAGGCAGUCCAAAUUCACCAAAUCAGAACGUCUCUGCAGUAUUAACGUCGUACUCUCGUACUGACUUGAACGACCUGGUAAGCUUAAUUUUCACCAGCCUUUAAAUGCUGUUGACCGGGAAACACUCCGACGCGAUAAAACUUAAGCAUGGAUAAGUUUAUACUGAGAAGAUUUGUUAUCUUAUUGUUUAAAACGCUUUUCCGCGAUCAAAUUUAAAUCUGGAUCCAGAAAUGUCAGUAUCGGUUUGAAAUAAAAGGAUUAAUCUUUUAUUGCAAGUGAAGUAUUCUAUUUUAUGCAGGAAUAAUGUUGUUUUGUUGUGCUUUUCAUUUAUAAAUCCAGGCUUCUGUCUUCAGUUUUGCCAAUCGAUCCCGUGAAACACAUUGUGACAAACAUGACUUUUUUUUGUUAUAAUCUGCAUUUAUUGCCAGGCAUGAAACCUGUAACUUCAAGCUCCCUAAGAUGUAUUUGGCGAUUAUAUGUGAUUCUCAGGAUAUGAUGCUGAAGCGAACAUCAAAAUCAGUCUUGCUGGGCAUGCCAGUUUCAAGCCCUGCGUGCCGGGCAUGUCAAUUCAACUGGCUUCACGGUCAGCAUGCCCGGCCUGCCAAACUAGAGGAGCAAAAACUGGGAAUGAAUUAUCAACCCGGCGAGAGAUCUGGGUCCUAAGUUUAGCUGGGUCAAUUUUGGGCUGCAAGGGAAUGAACCCAUUUUCUUUCCAUGCCUAUGAGAUGUUAUUUCUAAGUACCAAUGUUCCCUUGAAUUUUGUCAUGCCUAAAUAUAUAAAAUUUCCCGUCUCUCAUUAAUCCCCAGACUGAAUACAAGUUUUACGCUCGGUAGGCAUGUUCAAUUGAAAAUCAUGCCCAUACCCUCAUUCAAAACAAAAUGCUAUCAAAUUUUAGUUUCCAAGCCGUUACUGUAUAAGACUCCAAAUAAAGCAUUGUCUUGUCUUGCCUUUCUCCCCCUUUCUCAGGUCAGAUUCAAGUGUUGUCUCACCCACUCUGCCCCAAACCCAUUAACAACAUCCUAGAUCCUUCUCUGUACCCUCUUUUUAACUUAACUUCUUCUUUUAGAAAUAAAAAAGCCAUCUGGAAAGGCUACGGAACUCUAUACUAUCUCACCAGAAACGAACGAAGGCGGGCCUGAUUUUUAGGUCACUCCCAUAGCUUAAUGCGGAUGUCCUCAUCCUUUACAGGAUAUACUGUUUCGCAGUAAGUUCUUUAAAAAAAAACUAAGUACAAGCUAAAAAACGAGGUUGUGUUCUCUUAAAACAGAUGGAACGGUUUCAAAAAAGGUUUGAAGAGGAAGGUAAAAUACUACGUGAGCAGAUGGAAGCAGAUGCAAAAGCUCAACGUGAUCAAAUGGAUAACAUGUUGAAAGCUAGUAUGAAGAAAGCUGAGGAGGAUAGGAGAGCCUUCGUGCAAGAAAAUCAAACAUUGAAUGCAAGACUUGGAGAGAUGCAAAAGUCAAAUAAUGAGAUGCAGCAAAUGGUGGAGAGUUUAAAGCUGCAGCUCUUGCAGAACCAAGGUAGACGAGAGGAAGUAAGAAAACCAAGUUUCUUUGAUAAAGCAGUUCAGGUGGUCACAGGCUUAGGAACUAUUGCCGGUGCUGUUUCAAAGUGCUCUGUUAUGUAACCUUUCACUUUUCUGACACUGAAAACAAUUGUUUCCCCAUUAAGAAAUUCCAGUUACAUUAAACAUGCACAGAGUAGCAUUAGAGUAGCCUGACGCGAUAAAUAGUUUUAUUAUAAUUUUUUACUGGUACAGUUUAAACUUUCAUUUUUUGCUAAAGUGUCAGAAUAUAUCGAUGCAGUUUGUAAACAUAAACUAAAUAAACAGAAAGGU
Porites lobata is the source of this 50436-nucleotide messenger RNA. Lineage: Eukaryota; Metazoa; Cnidaria; Anthozoa; Scleractinia; Poritidae. The record is from the annotation of a GenBank genome assembly.